AUGAGGGCGGCAGGAGGGGAGAGCCCAACCAUCAACAGUGCUGAGGGGUCAAGCUAUGCGGCGGGAGAUGAAAGGCUGAUCGUCUGUGGCAGUGCCAGGAGGUCUGGGGGAAACGAGGUUAGGGGGUCAAGCCACGCCGUUCCAGAAGCCCCUUUUGACACGGCAGCGAGAUGACCCGUAACAGGUUCUGGGGGGCUAGCUAUGUAAGCAGGAAGUGCUCUCUCUCUCUCCCUUUAUUCUUUCCCGGGGGGGGGGGAUGUUGGAUGUUGGACGCGGUCCCUGGCAUGGCUGCCGUUUUCAUGCGAGCCGAGGCCUAGCUAAGAAGCAAGCAAGCGUGGAGGCGUACUGUAACAAACAACUUCCUAACAACAUAAUGCCGUUCACUCCCUCGCAGCUUUGGUGUCACGUUUCAGCUGAAACUCUGGGUUUCAGCAGUUUCACCCCAAGCUGUAAAAGGGUUGUUAUUCCAUCCUGGGCCUUGUUGUUGUGCAGAUUAUCCACCUUUUGGAACCGAUUUACAGUAGAUUUACAGUAGUUGGGACGUUGCCCGAGUCCAGCGCAUGGCCUUAUUGUAGCCUGUAAACCAGGUUGUGUGGUUAGUACAGAAGGUUCAUUCCAUUGCUUCAUUCCAAUGAGCAAAUGAUAUAUGACUGUCUGUUUAUCAUCUCUGACAGUUUAGCAAAAUAAUGCAAUGGAUGAGCACAAUAACACUGAUGCUAAUAUAUUGUCUCUCUCUGACUUUGAGUGGUUGUAAGGGCUUCAACAUGCCUGGUUUCAUUAGGUCAUGGUCACAGUGUACCUCGUGUGGUAAAGUGAUUGCACAAUGACUAUCUGACGUGUUUCUCCCAGUGGUGACGUCCUGUUUUGGUGAAUGUAUUUUUCUUGUUAAUGUCUCAAAUCAAGGAAAUGGUACAUACACACAGUGACUCAUACAUACUGCAUAUACGUACAUAAAUACAGUAAUUUAUAGGACAUAUUCCUCUAUAGAUAAUGGGCCCGCUGUACGUGUUCCUCUAACAUGAAAGACAUGCUCUGGGGCAGAAUUGAAUGAAGGACACACAUGCACAUUGACCCUUGUUUCUCUGAAUGCCUUGAUGUCUGUGAAGUACUAUAGGAAGUUACUGUGUUUACUGUGUCAAAAAAACAACAACACUAUCUUAGAUAUGCCUCCAUUAAAUAUCUCAUGAUUCAUCGUCUAACGAUUAAAUGGAGCUUUAAGACCUGACACAGCUCUCGUUUUCUGCCCAGACUCCCGCCUACCCCCUCCAAACCAGCCCAAAUAUACAUAUAUGGUCGUGCCCUAGGAGAACGGAACACACUGCUUCCUGGGAGAUAAUAUUUGUGGCGCUCUUAAUCCUCUGGUUGUGGGAGGCACAGGGAUUAUAUUUGUGUCUAAAUUUGGCCUCCAUGGCGCCCCUGUCCUCAGCUACAGUACAAGUUGAUAAUCUAUGUUUAAAGGGAGGUGGUCUAGGCUGGGUCUAGUGCUCCGCCGUGCCUGUGUCUGUGUCAGCCAGCCAAUCCAGGAUCACACAGAAAACAGACCAGGGGGACUGGACAUUACAGUAUAAUUCCUAUGACAUAACCUCUAUUUUCUUUCUCUCUGCAUUAUUGGGAAGAGCCCGUAAGUAAGCAUUUCACUGUUAGUCUACACCUAACGAAUAUACAUUUAUUUUAUUUUAAACAGACAAAAAAGAGAGAAUAUUCUGUUGCUAUCACUUGGUAAACAACACUACAGUGGUGGAGCUUCCAUUUGGGGCGGCAGGUAGCCUAGCAGUUAGAGAGGCGAGCCAGCAAUGGGAGGGUUGCCAGUUAAAAUCCCGGGUCCAACAGGAAAUAUCUGUUGGGAAGUGAGCUGGCAACCGGAUGGUUGCUGGUAUCAAAUCCUAGAUGCCAUUGCCUGCUGUUGUACCCUUGAGCAAGGCACUUAACCCCCCACAACAAGAGCUCCCAGUGUGGCAGCCCCCCACAACUCUCCAAAACCUGUGUGUGUGUCUUUCGGAGGGGUUGGGCUAAAAGUGGAAGUAAAAUUUCAGUUGGACCUUGUUUGCAAUUGACCAAUAAAGUGAUCUUAAUUUCAGAUCAAGGCACUCUUGAAUUAUGAAAAAAAAUGUAAUAAUGAGAAUGCAGCCUUUAAAUUAUUCCCCAGAAUGGGGAUCCACAUCUACACCAAGGGCAGUUAUAAGGCAGCAUCCCCCAUUCCCCAUCCCCCCUUCCCAUUCCUCCCCCUCUCCUCUCCUCUAAUGCUUGAUGGCUCUCCUCCUAAUCACAAUCUGUGGUCAUGACAACAGCUCUCUGGGAACAGAAAGGCAAGGAUGCUAAGACUCCAGCUAAGAGAGACCACAGUCACUGGAUUCUUAGGUGUAAGCAAUGGGAGUAUGGGCCUACUGGGAGUAGCUCCAGCAAUGGGAGUAUGGGCCUACUGGGAGUAGCUCCAGCAAUGGGAGUAUGGGCCUACUGGGAGUAGCUCCAGCAAUGGGAGUAUGGGCCUACUGGGAGUAGCUCCAGCAAUGGGAGUAUGGGCCUACUGGGAGUAGCACCAGCAAUGGGAGUAUGGGCCUACUGGGAGUAGCUCCAGCAAUGGGAGUAUGGGCCUGGGAGUAGCUCCAGCAAUGGGAGUAUGGGCCUACUGGGAGUAGCUCCAGCAAUGGGAGUAUGGGCCUACUGGGAGUAGCUCCAGCAAUGGGAGUAUGGGCCUACUGGGAGUAGCUCCAGCUUGCCCUCUGAUAGGCUUAUACCUAUCCAAUCCUUUCAGAUGAACAUAUUGGGGGUUGAGACUAAGGAUUGUUCUGUCUAGGUUGACUUUAGAUGGAACCAUCCCCUCCUCCCCCAAUGCUUAUUUUAUAACCUCGUAACACCUUUCUCUGUCUCUCUCUAUGCCCCUGUUCCUUCAGCUCUAUUUCCAGCUCAUAGACACCUCUUAUCUUGUCCCUAUUCAUCUUCCUGCAGGCAGGGCUGCUAGUGGCAUAGAGCUGGGCUGUACCCUGUGAUACUCAUGUGAGCGUAUUUGUCUCUGAAGCUGCUCUUUUCUUCCUCUCUCUCUCUCUCUCUCUCUCCUCUCUCUCUCUCUCUCUCUCUCUCUCUCUCUCUCUCUCUCUCUCUCUCUCUCUCUCUCUCUCUCUCUCUCUCUCUCUCUCUCUCUCUCUCUCUCUCUCUUCCCUGCCGUCUUUAUCUCCAUCCCGUGAUGAAAGAAAAGAACACAGACAAAUAUAUCAAAAUAUAUAAUUACCCAAUGUUAGUCACCCCCCCACCCCCACUCCCUUUUUAGAUACAUAUAAUAGUAGUUGUGAGGACAAACUUUGAUCAGUUCCUUGACAGCCUGUCUCUUAACGGGCUGUCUAUUGAGUUCUCCUUUAAAUGGCACAGCAUGUUCUCCGGAAACCCUUCAAGCAUUCUCAGCCAACCUUCAGACUUGGAUAAGGAACGUCCCUGAGAACAACUCCCAGUGUCACCAGAAGCUCAAGAGAUUAGUCAAUCAUGUCAUGUCAAGCCAACCUGACCAGUUCCACCAUGGCCUAAUGCUGAAAUCGAGCUGUUGCUGCCUCUCCUCUCUCUUUGUCUCCAGAUUGAAUAUAGAAAAGUGAAACUAGAUGAGCUCAUCUUCAUCCACACUGUCGUAGUGUUGUGUAUGUGUCCUGUCCCGACCACCCAGGGGAAACACAGAUAAUACACAGCCCUAUCAGUUACCUUUUUCUCAGGGAAGAUGACCUGCCUCCACAAACUCUCUCUCUGUGUUGAGUGAGGAAAGCCUCUGUUCUCCAACACCAUUGGGACAUAAAUGUAUUUUUCAUUAGCAUAGAUUGCUAACACUCAGCACAGUCACAUAGCCAGAAGUAAUUUUAUUUUUCAAUAGCUUAGAUAGCUACUUGUCUUUAGCACUCAUCACAGCACAGUCAGUCAAGUAGUCAGCCCACUGGAAUGGUAAUGGGACUGAUGUAGUGGUAACAAAUAUGAUAAGGUAGUGGCGGCUAUUGUUACUGUAGAAAUUAAGAAAGUCUUCUCAUUAAAAUUGUAUUUUGACAGGGAGUCAUGCUGAGACCAAGGUCUCUUUUACAGAUGAGCCUUGUAAUUACAAAAGAAUAUACACAUCAAUACACUACAAAAAGCAAAGCAGAGACACAAAACACAAUCAUAGAAAACAAACACAUUGUUCUGUAAAAAGGUCCUCAAUCAGCUGUCUGAAUUGCCUUAGAGGCACCAAAUCAUACAAUUUUAGAGAGUUUGGGAGAUUAUUCCACAAGUAAGGUGCAAAACAACUAAAAGCAGAUUUACCUAGCCUCGUACAAACCAUCCUGAUCUCGCAAGCUUACAUUCUGUAUGAACCGUUGAUCCUCUUUCUUGUUCUUUUUAAGGUGGAUUAUCACGUGAGUGUGACGCAACAGACGUCAUCAGAGCGCGCAACAGAACAGUGUACUGUCCACACUCGGUUUGGUGUUUUUAUGAAAUAGUUUUCAUUAAAUAGCUUUUAAUAAUAGCUAAAGUUUGUAUUGGUACUGAUUCCGCGACGCGGUCAGUCUUUACGGCUGGAACCAUCAUUGUGGGCUGCUCGAUGGUGAGAGAUUUUGGCCUGCUUACGGUCUGUGAACCGAUAAGGUCCAAAGUCACCAAGGAGCCCGUGUCCAUGAAAUCAACUCUCUCCUGCCUACAGUUCUGGCCAACUACGUCAAUAUUGACACUAUCGUCACUCACGUAGGUUUUAACGACCUCUGUUUUAGGCGGCCUGAGGAACUGAGGGAGGCCUACAAAUGUUUUUUAAACACCCUCCCUAGCACAGGGAAGAGAAUAAUCAUCUCUGGCCCCCUCCCGUGCUACCGAAGGUGUUCAGAACAUUUCAGCCGACUCUAGUACCUAAACUAGUACCUGAAGAAACUUUGCAAUGACAGGAAUGUCUCUUUUUGUGUGAACUUUGAUUUGCUGUGUAAGCAACCAGCACUUUUUAAAAGAGACGGGAUUCACCCUAACCGCAGGGGUUCCAGGAUUAUUUCCAGUAACAUCGCAGAAUGUUUUAGAGACUGACAGACAGGGUCUGGUAGUGCUCCAGUUCACCCUGUCAGAAUAAGCAACAGAGGACUUGGAAACCAUAUCAACUCCUGUAGAAAUGGCACUAUGGUUAUUAUGAGUAACCUCAUUUAUGUUUCUUUAACUCCGCCUUCUAGUGAGUUUAUACAAACGGCCAUCUCCUACCAUUCUGAUAGAUUGGAGACUGUCAGAAAACGUUGUUGUAACAUUAAUAAUCUGGUUGUUAUUCCAUUGGUUACCUCUAGGCAGAUGCCCUACCUCUAAGCAGAUGCCCCAGGGGCAGAGUGGCCCACACUCAUUGAAUAUGGCACUUUUAAAUGUUAGAGCAAUCGAUAGUAAAACCUUUCUUGUGAAUGACCUCAUUACUGAGUGCAAGGUUGAUUGCAUGUUUCUCACUGAAACAUGGCUGUCUUCAGACUGUAGUGCUUCUCUUAUUGAAGCCUCCCCCCGGACUACAGCUUUUCAUAGUCUUUCAGAAAAGGGGAAAAGGGUGGGGGGACAGCCUCUAUUGUUACUAAUGCUCUCAGCUGUAAGGACAUUUCAUUUGGCAACUUUGGGUCUUCUGAGCAUCAUGCUAUACUGUUUAAAUGUCAGCCACCAGUGCUGGCCAUAACCCUGUAUAGGCCACCAAAGCACUGCCCCACUUUCUUUACUGAUUUCUGAACUAUUGUCUAUUGUCCUUGAGAACUAUGAUAACAUCAUUGUGUUGGGUGAUUUUAAUAUUCAUGUUGACAAAGAGACUGACUCCAAGGCCAUUGAUGAAUCUUUUGAGCUCUAUGGACUUUAUCCAACAUGUUACUGGGCCCACCCAUAACCGCGGCCAUACUCUGGACCUGGUUAUUACCAAGGGGCUUUCUAUUGACAUAUCCUCUAUUGUUGAUGUUGCUUUAUCUGGUCACCACUGUGGAUUUUUUACUACCUUGUUGCCCAUAGCACAGGGUAACACUGAACGCAUUAUUAAGAAACGCUAUCUUCCUCUGAAGUUGCAAUAGAUUUGAUUGAGUGUAUGAACAAUACUCCAUCACCUAUUCUGCCUUCCUCUUGUGAUGAUUUGGUGGUCCCCUGUAGCUCAGUUGGUAGAGCAUGGCGCUUGCAACACCAGGGUUGUGGGUUCGUUUCCCACGGGGGGCCAGUAUGAAAAUGUAUGCACUAACUGUAAGUCGCUUUGGAUAAGAGCGUCUGCUAAAUGACUAAAAUGUAAAUGUAAUGAUUUAAUUGAUAACUUUAAUAGCAAAUUAAGGGCAACCAUUGAUGCCAUAGUAAAGUUGAAAAAGGCCAGAUCCAAAGGGAGAGCCCCUUGGAUGAGUGAGGAACUAAUACAUUAAAGAGAAAUUGCAGAAAGGCAGAGCGGAAGUGGAGAAAGUCAAAGUUGCAGGUCCAUUAUGAUAUUCUGAGAGAGCAACUUGGCAUAUACAACAAGGCAAUUAGAAAUGCCAGACAGGCACAUUUUUCUAACUUGAUCACUAAUAAUCAGAAUAAUUCAAGAGUGCUCUUCUCGACCAUUGAUGGCAUGAUAAAUCCUACCCCUGCAAACCUAAGUUAACUUUUCUCCACAUCUAAAUGUUUGUGGCCUAUUUCAGAGAUAAGAUAACAAACAUUAGGCUGGGUAUCAGUCUAGCAAGACCUGAUGAGAAGUUUGAUGAUAUGUGCUCUAGCCUACCAUGCAAAGGCACUAUGGAUUUAGUUUCCCUGGUUGACACAGACAUGCUCAGGAAAGGGAUAUCACAACUUAAGCCUUCUACCUGCCUUCUCAAUUUUAUCCCCACCAGCUUCUUCAAAACAGUUUUUAAUUGCAUAUCUGAAGAGGUGCAAGCAAUUGUUAAUCACUCAGCCACUUUCCACACUGCAAUAAAAACUGCUAUGAUGAAACCCCUUCCGUAGAAAAGUAACCUACAUUCUUCAGCUCUUAGCAAUUGUCGGUCAAUCUCCAACCUUCCAUUCUUAAGCAAACUUCUGGAGAAAUUGGUUUUCAAACAGCAAAAUUAUUUUUUAAGUGCCAACUGUAUUUUUGAAAAAUUAUAAUGUGAUUUUCGGGCCCACAACAGCACAGAGACAGCCUUAGUUAAUGAUCUUAGAGCCAAUUGCCGAUUUUGCAGGUUUUCCUACUUACAAAGCAUGUAGAGGUCUGUAAUUUUAUCAUAGGUAUCAUAGUUAUCAAAAAUCCAGAAAAUCACAUUGUAUGAUUUUAGUAAUUAAUUUGCAUUUUAUUGCUGAAUAAUCUUAAUGUCGGCUUUGAAAAGCCAACUGAGAUUAUUCCUGAUUAUUAUUGACCAUGCUGUCACUUAUGAAAUUUUGAACAUCUGCAUGGUUCUGUUAUAACCUCCACCGGCACAGCCAGAAGAGGACUGGCCACCCUCUAGCCUGUUCCUCUCUAGGUUCUUCCUAGGUUUUGGCCUUUCUAGGAGUUUUUCCUAGCCACGUGCUUCUACCCCUGCAUUACUAGUUGGGGUUUUAGCUGGGUUUCUGUACGCACUCGAGAUUUGCGAUACAAGGGCUAUAUAAAAUAACAUUGAUUGAUUGAUGAUUGAUUGAUAAGUAUUUGAUACAUCAGAAAAGCAGAACUUAAUAUUUGGUACAGAAACCUUUGUUUGCAAUUACAGAGAUCAUACGUUUCCUGUAGGUCUUGACCAGGUUUGCACACACUGCAGCAGGGAUUUUGGCCCACUCCUCCAUACAGACCUUCUCCAGAUCCUUCAGGUUUCGGGGCUGUCGCUGGCCAAUACGGACUUUCAGCUCCCAGCCACGACCCAUCUUCAAUGCUCUUACUGAGGGAAGGAGGUUGUUGGCCAAGAUCUCGCGAUACAUGGCCCCAUCCAUCCUCCCCUCAAUACGGUGCAGUCGUCCUGUCCCCUUUGCAGAAAAGCAUCCCCAAAGAAUGAUGUUUCCACCUCCAUGCUUCACGGUUGGGAUGGUGUUCUUGGGGUUAUACUCAUCCUUCUUCUUCCUCCAAACACGGCGAGUGGAGUUUAGACCAAAAAGCUCUAUUUAUGUCUCAUCAGACCACAUGACCUUCUCCCAUUCCUCCUCUGGAUCAUCCAGAUGGUCAUUGGCAAACUUCAGAUGGGCCUGGACAUGCGCUGGCUUGAGCAGGGGGACCUUGCGUGUGCUGCAGGAUUUUAAUCCAUGACGGCGUAGUGUGUUACUAAUGGUUUUCUUUGAGACUGUGGUCCCAGCUCUCUUCAGGUCAUUGACCAGGUCCUGCCGUGUAGUUCUUGACUGAUCCCUCACCUUCCUCAUGAUCAUUGAUGCCCCACGAGGUGAGAUCUUGCAUGGAGCCCCAGACCGAGGGUGAUUGACUGUCAUCUUGAACUUCUUCCAUUUGCGCCAACAGUUGUUGCCUUCUCACCAAGCUGCUUGCCUAUUGUCCUGUAGCCCAUCCCAGCCUUGUGCAGGUCUACAAUUUUAUCCCUGAUGUCCUUACACAGCUCUCUGGUCUUGGCCAUUGUGGAGAGGUUGGAGUCUGUUUGAUUGAGUGUGUGGACAGGUGUCUUUUAUACAGGUAACGAGUUCAAACAGGUGCAGUUAAUACAGGUAAUGAGUGGAGAACAGGAGGGCUUCUUAAAGAAAAACUAACAGGUCUGUGAGAGCCGGAAUUCUUACUGGUUGGUAGGUGAUCAAAUACUUAUGUCAUGCAAUAAAAUGCAAAUUAAUUAUUAAAAAAUCAUACAAUGUGAUUUUCUGGAUUUUUGUUUUAGAUUCAGUCUCUCACAGUUGAAGUGUACCUAUGAUAAAAAUUACAGACCUCUACAUGCUUUGUAAGUAGGAAAACCUGCAAAACCAUAACUUGCUACAUUUGCACACACUGUAUAUAUUUAUUUUUUGUUUUUUUUACCCCAUAUGUAACUCUGUGUUGUUGUUUUUAUCGCACUGCUUUGCUUUAUCUUGGCCAGGUUGCAGUUGUAAAUGAGAACUUGUUCUCAACUGGCUUACCUGGUUAAAUAAAGGUGAAAUAAAAUGAAAUAAAAAUAAAUAAAUAAAAGUAUCAAAUACUUGUUCUCCCCACUGUAGAUGCCAAACAGCUCUCUGUUUUUGUACUCUUGGAUUUAAGUGCUGUGUUCGAGACUUUUGAUCAUGAUGUUCUUCUGGACAGACUGGGGAGAUGGGUUGGCGUCUCCGGUCCAGUUCUAAAUUGGUUUAGGACCUAUUUAACCGGUUGUGAGUUUUUUGUCACCCUUGGUGAACAUAACUCAGAGAUUAUAUAUCACAUGUGCUGUUCCACAAGGUUUGAUUUUGGGUCCGGUACUGUUCAGUUUUAUACACUACAUGACCAAAAGUAUGUGGACACCUGCUCGUCGAACAUCUCAUUCCAAAAUCAUGGGCAUUAAUAUGGAGUUGGUUCCCUCUUUUCUGCUAUAACAGCCUCCACUCAUCUGGGAAGGCUUUCCACUAGAUGUUGGAACGUUGCUGCAGGGACUUGCUUCCAUUCAGCCACAAGAGCAUUAGUGAGGUUGAGGAACUGAUGUUGGGCAAUUAGGCCUGGCUCGCAGUCGGUGUUCCAAUUCAUCCCAAAGGUGUUCGAUGGGGUUGAGGUCAGGGCUCUGUGUAGGCCAGUCAAGUUCUUCCUCACCGAUCUCAACAAAACAUUUCUGAAUGGACCUCUCUUUGUGCGCAGGGGCAUUGUCAUGCUGAAACAGGAAAGGGCCUUCCCCAAACUGUUGCCACAAAGUUGGAAGCACAGAAUUGUCUAGAAUCCUAAGACGGUACCACGUUGAAAGUCACUGAGUUCUUCAGUAAGGCCAUUCUACUGCCAAUGUUGGUCUAUGGAGAUUGCAUGGCUGUGUGCUCAAUCUGUCAGCAACAGGUGUGGCUGAAAUAGCUGAAUCCACUAAUUUGAAGGGGUUUCCACAUACUUUUGUAUAUAUAGUGUAUGUUACCCCUUUGCAGGGUUAUCAGAAAGCACAGCAUUGAUUUUCACUGCUACGCAGACGAUACACAACUUUACAUUUCUGUGUCACCAUAGGAUUAUUAGACUAUUAGUGAUUUAAAUACUUGGAUGGCUCACAACUUCCUCCAGCUAAAUCAAGACAAGACCGAGGUACUUAUUGUUGGAGCCAAAGCACAGAGAGAGAAUCUGGCCGCACAGAUAAAACACCAGGUAAAAAACCUAGGUGUUAUUUUAGAUUGUGAACUUAAUUUCGAAUCACACAUUAGAAUGUGACCAAAAUAGCUUUUUACCACCUGAGGAACAUUGCCAAGGUGCGGCUGUUUCUGUCUCAGGCUGAUACAGAGAGACUCAUCCAUGCUUUAAUUACAAGCAGGCUUGACUACUGUAAUGCUCUCCUGUCUGGUCUACCCAAGAAAGCCAUUGGUCAACUGCAAAACAUACAGAAUGCUGCAGCACAGGUACUAACCAAGGCAAACGGAGACCACAAAUUACACCGGUUUUAAGGUCUCUGCACUGGCUGCCUGUGAGUUUUAGAAUACAUUUUAAGAUUAUUCUAUUGGUUUUUAAAUCAAUCUUCGAUUGUGCACCCCAAUACGUCAGACAUGCUUUUACCCAGUAGGUCCCUCAGGUCCUCUGGCACUGGCCUUUUAACCAUCUCAAAGUCUAGGACCAAGAGGCAUGGAGAGGCAGCCUUUAGUUACUAUGCCCCCAGCCUCUGGAAUAGCCUGCCAGAGAACCUGAGAUCUUAAAACACACCUUUUUAGCUUUGCUUUUCCUUAGAUUGCUUUCUAGUCGUUCAGUUUUUAUUGUUAUUCUUUAGUUUUUUAUCCUCUUGUGUAGUUUAUUUUCAUUUUUAUCUGGGAAGCUCAUUGUGUGGCAUUCCAUGUCUGAAAUGUGCUGUAUAAAUAAAGCUUGAUUUUAUUUGGUGAUGAACCUAACUCAGUGGAGAUCGAAGGGAUCUCCAACAUUAGAAAUCCCUGAGUUCGGGUCUGGUAGCUCGUACGUCUGUAGGUUAACAAUUAAGUAAGGUACGGGGGAAGUUUGUUCAAGAGGGCUUUAUAAACAAAAAGAGUGCAAUGCAUCGAUCUACGAGACUUCAAAGAGGACCAGCCUACUUUCUGAUACAGAAUGCAGUGAUGUGUACUGAACCUGUCGCCUGUAAUAAAGCUUAGUGCACUAUGAUAAACUGCAUCCAAGAGCUUCAAUACAGUGGCAGCUGCAUUCAUAUAUUAUAGACGAUAUCGCCAUAACCUAUAACCGGUAUGAAUGUUGACUGAAUUAUUUGUGAUAAUUAUUUAGGUCGGAGGGUUCACCACCACUUUGUGGAGUGGGAGCACAUGGGCCGACUUCCAAACCCUGGGGAUUGCACCGAAAUAACCGUGAGGUAAAAAAUAUGUGUCAAUGAUUCCGCAAUCAGGGGAGCAAAAGAAAGGAUCAAGUAAAUCUGAGUUUUUUUUACAGCAAUCUUAAGCAAGGCUUCUAGCACAUCACAGGUAGAAAGUUGUUGAAAUGGAAACAAAGAUUCACUAGAAGUUUGCGGAUCUUCCUUCGUGCCAACUAGAGGCUGGGACAGAGAAGAGCAGUCGACUAACUGACUAUGGUCAAAUAAUCCACAAUUUAUUUCAAAUAAUAAGCCUGCCAAGAUAAAAUGCUGAUUAAAAGCAUCAAUUUUUUCAUGUUUCUCAGAAAUGGUACCAUUGAAUUGAAUGGAUCAGUGGCAAUCAGUCUUGAGUCAGAGCCACCUUCGUACCGAUGGUAACGGCCGAUGCCAUUCAGUAAGAGUGGUGCAGCGUGGGUAUUGGAGUGCAGGAAGCAAUCAUGACUUUCAGAAUAUCCUAUAAUUUCUCCACUUUAUACCCAGUUGUAUAACUUCAGGGUGGAAAAAAAGGAUAGGAAAUAAUUUAGCUUUUCAUUCAACAGUUCUAUCUGCUCACUUAUUCAAUGUUGGCUGUAAGGUACUGAGCACUGUGCUGAGUUCAAUGUCUCAGCCAAGAUACAGUAUGUUAAGAGGUACUUAGUACUGAUCCAAGAUGAGUAUUAAGGAAUAAUCAGGAAAUGACCUGGAGUGUACUGGCUUGCAAGUACAGAAUGUUUUCUAUCGAAGUAACUGGAGCUAACCAUUUCUCUCUCUCUGUCUCUGUGUGUCUCUCUCUCUACCUCUCUCUCUAUAUAUCUCUCUAUCCUUCUCUCUCUGUGUGUUUGUGUGUGCACGUGUGCGUCUUGCAGCAUCCUGUUUGCGGACAUCGAGGGGUUUACCAGUCUGGCGUCCCAGUGUACUGCCCAGGAGCUGGUGAUGACACUCAAUGAACUGUUCGCCCGCUUCGACAAGCUGGCUGCGGUGAGAACACACACACACACACACACACACACACACACACACACACACACACACACACACACACACACCACACACACACACACACACACACACACACACACACACACACACACACACACACACACACACACACACACAGGUGAACCCUGCAAUCCUAGGAUUGUACAGUACUCCCUCCUCCCACUUUGGAGUCCCUUCUUCUGCUAAUUGAAAUACCAGGCAGAUAUAGUUGAUGUGGGAGUUUACUGAUAACGAUGUGGGAUCUUUGAAUUCCCUGACACAAUUCACUGUGUGGUUAUGUACCCCGCUGGUCUGCCAGCCAGGCCUCAACUCUCUCCUCAUUAGCCCACUGCAGGGGCACUGAGUCACAGCACACAGCCCAGACACAGACACAGACCCAGUCUCACCCAGACCCAGCAGGGACCACUGUGACCUCCCUGGUACUGGCAAAGAGAGCAGAGCACACACAGGCCCAUAAGCAUGAACACAUACAUACAGUGCCUUGCAAAAGUAUUCAUCCUCCUUGGCGUUUUUCCUAUUUUGUUGCAUUACAACCUGUAAUUUAAAUAGAUUUUUAUGUGGAUUUCAUGUAAUGGACAUACACAAAAUAGUCCAAAUUGGUGAAGUGAAAUGAAAAAAAUAACUUGUUUCAAAAAAGUAUAAAAAAUAAAUAAUGGAAAAGUGGUGCGUGCAUAUGUAUUCACCCCCUUUGCUAUGAAGCCCCUAAAUAAGAUCUGGUGCAACCAAUUACCUUCAGAAGUCACAUAAUUAGUUAAAUAAAGUCCACUUGUGUGCAAUCUAAGUGUCACAUGAUCUGUCACAUGAUCUUAGUAUAUAUACACCUGUUCUGAAAGAACCCAGAGUCUGCAACACCACUAAGCAAGGUGCACCACCAAGCAAGCGGCACCAUGAAGACCAAGGAGCUCUCCAAACAGGUCAGGGACAAAGUUGUGGAGAAGUACAGAUCAGGGUUGGGUUAUAAAAAAAUAUCCGUAACUUUUAACAUUCCACGGAGCACCAUUAAAUCCAUGUUUAAAAAAGGAAAGAAUAUGGCACCACAACAAACCUGCCAAGAGAGGGCCGCCCACCAAAACUCACGGACCAGGCAAGGAGGGCAUUUAUCAGAGAGGCAACAAAGAGACCAAAGAUAACCCUGAAGGAGCUGCAAAGCUCCACAGCGGAGAUUGGAGUAUCUGUCCAUAGGACCACUUUAAGCCGUACACUCCACAGAGCUGGGCUUUACAGAAGAGUGGCAAGAAAAAAGCCAUUGCUUAAAGAAAAAAACAAGCAAACACGUUUGGUGUUCGCCAAAAGGCAUGUGAGAGACUCCCCAAACAUAUAGAAGAAGGUACUCUGGUCAGAUGAGACUAAAAUUGAGCUUUUUGGCCAUCAAGGAAAACGCUAUGUCUAGCGCAAAACCAACACUUCUCAUCACCCCGAGAACACCAACCAUGGUGGUGUCAGCAUCAUGCUGUGGGGAUGUUUUUCAUCGGCAGGGACUGGGAAACUGGUCAGAAUUGAAGGAAUGAUGGAUGGCACUAAAUACAGGGAAAUUCUUGAGGGAAAUCUGUUUGUCUUCCAGAGAUUUGAGACUGGGACGGAGGUUCACCUUCCAGCAGGACAAUGACCCUAAGCAUACUGCUAAAGUAACACUCAAGUGGUUUAAGGGAAACAUUUAAAUGUCUUGGAAAUGGCCUAGUCAAAGCCCAGACCUCAAUCCAAUUGAGAAUCCGUGGUAUGAUUUAAAGAUUGCUGUACACCAGCGGAACCCAUCCAACUUGAAGGAGCUGGAGCAGUUUUGCCUUGAAGAAUGGGCAAAAAUCCCAGUGGCUAGAUGUGCCAAGUUAUAGACAUACCCCAAGAGGCUUGCAGCUGUAAUUGCUGCAAAAGGUGCAAAGUAUUGACUUUGGGGGGGGGGGGGGGGGGGUGAAUAGUUAUGCACGCUCAAGUUUUCUGUUUUUUUUGUCUUAUUUCUUGUUUGUUUCACCCCAAAAAAUAUUUUGCAUCUUCAAAGUGGUAGGCAUGUUGUGUAAAUCAAAUGAUACAACCACCCCCAAAAAUCAAUUUUAAUUCCAGGUUGUAAGACAACAAAAUAGGAAAAAUGCCAAGGGGGGUGAAUACUUUCACAAGCCACUGCACAGUACUUGCAUGCACAGGCACGUACACAUAAUAAACUCUGCACACACACAUAGCCGUGCACACACACACACAUGCAAGAACACAUGAACAGAAACACUCACCCGUAUGUGCAUGUGAAGACACUGAGCACUGCCCAGCUCACUAGCCACGUCUUAGCUGACUCCAGUACACAUACACACAAUCACUUUCAUAUGUCAGAUUAAUCACAUAGGCACAUUUAUGUUGCAGUCAGAAGGAUUUUCUUAAAUGCACUUAAAUAGAUUUAGAUCCUUUCAGACGUUCCAAGGCAGUUGUGAACAGACACACACGCACACACGCACGCACGCACGCACGCGCGCACACACACACACACACACACGAGCACACACACACACACACACACACACCCACACACUUUAAUUUGCACAACACUAGGAGUGAUUGUAUGGGCCCUGGUCUAAACAGAGCCAUGUGCUGUGGAGACAGAAGACAUUCAGGUGGCUAUCAUGAGACAUGAGCCUGCUGCAGUCCUGUGCCCUGCCCGAGGGAGACACACACACAUACACUCUCUCACACAAACCAUUAGGCUGGAUAUUUACAGUACAGCACAAGGCCAGACUCCCUCUGCCAAGCAACCAUUAACCAUUAACGUCAUACCCAGGACAUGCUCAGCUCCUUAACUAUGUGUUCUAGAAGACACACAGAAGAAUGAUUACUCAAGCUUUCCAUGAAUGCAUCUUUCUUGUCUUUUUCCUUUAUGUUGUAUGUGAUCACUCUGUGUUGUCCCCCUCCUCAACUCAAUAUCUUUAUAGCCUUGAAUUCUGAGUUCCAAAUAACAAACCAUCAAGCACACACACUCAAUAGCAUAUUUUCUGUAUUUUACAGUACAAAAGCGAUAAUGGAUGGAGAGCAGCAAUACUUUUACCUACUGUUGUUUACAGUAAGAAUGAGGGAAAUAAUGGAAAAUAAUAAGUUAUUAACAGUAUUUUAUAAUGCAGUGAAAUUGUAUUAAAAUAGGUAAAAGAAAAAGAGCAAUUCUCUUUAACAUGUCAAGAGAGCGUUUUUCAGUGCAGAAUUCCCAGAAAAGGAAGAUCAGUGAUUCAUUUAAUAUGCUUCCAGACCUCGACGUUAACAAUGGGAGCAAUAGGUUUCCAAUGUCAUUCAUCACUAACCGAUGUGAAAGUCCACACUUGGUAUUUAGAUUUGGUAUUUAUAAGCGACAGUACAUUAUAUAGAGGUAAUAAUACACUGUAUGUAUCAUACCCCAUACAUCGCAGUGCCGUCAGAAAGUAUUCAUACCCCUUGACUUAUAAUUAUUUUAAUUGUAUUUUUCUCUCACCCAUCUACACACAAGAUCCCAAAAUGACAAAGUGAGAACAUGUUUUUAAACAUUUUUGCAAAUUUAUUGAAAAUGAAAUACAGAAAUAUCUCAUUUUCAUAAGUACUCACACCUCUGAGUCAAUACUUUGUAGAAUGCACCUUUGGCAGCGAUAACAGCUGUGAGUCUUUCUGGUAAGUCUCUAAGAGCUUUCCACACCCGGAUUGUGCAACAUUUGCCCGUUAUUCUUUACAAAAUUCUUCGGGCUCUGUCAAAUUGGUUGUUGAUCAUUGCUAGACAACCAUAGACUUUCAAGUAGAUUUAAGUCAAAUCUGUACCUCAGCCACUCAGGAACAUUUACUGUCUUCUUGGUAAGCAACUCCAGUGUAGAUUUGGCCUUGUGUUUUAGGUUAUUGUCCUGCUGAAAGGUGAAUUAAUCUCCCAGUCUGGUGGAAAGCAGACUGAACCAGGUUUUCCUCUAGGAUUUUGCCUGCCUGUCCAUUCUCUUUAUACCCCCCCCUGAAAAACUCCUCAGUCCUUAUUGAUUACAAUGCAUACCCAUUACAUGAUGCAGCCACCACUAUGCUUGAAAAUAUGGAGUGGUACUCAGUAAUGUGUUGCAUUGGAUUUGCCUCAAACAAAACAUUUGUAUUUAGGACAAAAAGUUAAUUGCUUUGCCACAUUUUUUUGCAGUAUCACUUUAGAGCUUUCUUCUUUUCACUCUGUCAAUUAUGUUAGUAUUGUGAAUUAACUACAAUGUUGUUGAUUCAUCCUCAGUUUUCUCCUAUCACAGCCAUUAAACUCUGUAACUGUUUUGAAGUCACCUUUGGCCUCAUGAAAUCCCUGAACGGUUUCCUUCCUCUCCGGCAACUGAGUUAGGAAGGACACCUGUAUCUUUGUAGUGACUGGGUGUAUUGAUACACCAUCUAAAGUGUCAUUAAUAACUUCACCAUACUCAAAGGGAUAUUCAAUGUCUGCUUUUUUCUACCAAUAGGUGCCCUUCUUUGCGAGGCGUUGGAAAACCUCUCUGUUUUUUGUGGUUGAAUCUGUGUUUGAAAUUCACUGCUUAAUGGAGAUACCUUACAGAUAAUUGUAUGUGUGGGGUACAGAGAUGAGGUAGUCAUUCAAAAAUCAUGUUAAACACUAUUAUUGCACACAGAGUGCAUGCAACUUAUUAUGUGACCUGUUAAACAGAUUUUUACUCCUGAACUUAUUGAGGCUUGCCAUUUCAAAGGAGUUGAAUACUUAUUGACUCAAGACAUUUCAGCUUUUCAUUUGUAAUUCAUUUUUUAAAAAUUCGAAAAACAUAAUUCCACUUUGACAUUAUGGAGUGUCGUGUUUAGGCCAGUGACACAAAAAUAUCAGUUUAAUCCAUUUGAAAUUCAGGCUGUAACAAAAUGUGGAAAAAGUCAAGGGGUGUGAAUACUUUCUGAAGGCACUGUGGUUUUAUCCCAAGUGUUGGCAAAAUGUGAAGCCAGCAUUUGGUUGCCUAGAUAUAGUGGUCAGGUUCUAAAUGAAAGGAAUUAUUUUCCAUUUUCCAUUGAGUUUUUAGUCAUGAAGCAGAAGCUUUUAUCCAGAGAGACUUACAAUACCAAGUGCAUUUCAACAAGCAGGCAAAAAACUAACACUUUUUAUGAGCAUCAUAUGUAAAACCCUCCUCAAAGGGAAUGCUAGUAACACACUAACACAUUCUGUGUGUGUGUCUGUGUGUGUGUGUGCAUACAUGUGUGUGUGUGUGCGUGUGUGUGUGUUUGUGUGUGUGUCAACAGGAGAACCACUGCCUGCGUAUUAAGAUUCUUGGUGACUGCUACUACUGUGUGUCUGGGCUGCCAGAGGCCCGGGCCGACCACGCAUCCUGCUGUGUGGAGAUGGGUGUGGACAUGAUCGAGGCCAUCUCGUGAGUAUGGCACGGCCAAAUACAUAUAAACGGUGUAUAUUACAUAAAUGUAUGUCUAUGGACACAACAGACCUGGUCUGGUCUGGCUCUGUCCAGCACAGCUCACGCUAAAACAACCUUGUCUAGAGAGAAUUGAGUUUCAUUCCAAAACGCUAUAUAUCCAUUUUCAGAAAUGUUGGUAAAUGAGCUUUUAUUGUUUAAAAACCUUAUGAAAGAGAUUGGUAUGUUUUUUCACCACCUAAUUACUGCGCGGGGUUGUUCAAUAGCAGACAUGUAUAUGAUUGAAAUCUAUCACUUGAUGGUUUCAUUUCAGAGAGACAAAUAAUCAUGUUGUUUAGCAAAAUGCUAUAUUUCACUCUCAGAGAGAUAAGUAGUAGAUCUGUAUGUAAUAUGACAUUUUAGUCAUUUAGUGGAUGCUCUUAUCCAGAAAGACUUACAGUAAGUGCAUUCAUCUUAAAAUAGCUAGGUGAGACAACCACAUAUCACAGUCAAAUAUACAGGAUACGAACAUUCCAUUCCAGCUAAACAAUGUAUAUAUAGCGUUUUGCAAAAAACACAUUUUCAUACACAUCUAAAAUCUAUUAAUAAAAAAUCUGAGAACAGUUAUAUUAUACACACACAUGAAGUUACCCAAAAUGAUUGACAAACACAAAUGUGAAAAAUAGGUUGAUAUUGCGUUUUGGAAAUAAACUCUACAAUUGUUCUUCAACUCUGGUCCUGGAGAGCCACAGGAUGUUACAAGCCUUGUUUCAGACAGGUGGUAGGAGGCAGGUGUGCAUUAGUGCCAUAGUACUCCUCCACUUCCAAGCCCAGAGAAACCAGAAAGGUUCAAAUCAGGUUCACUCUAUACCCAUGAAGAGGCACUUAGCCUAAUUUGUGUCUGCAGAGUUUGAGUCAAUGAGUCCAGGACAGGUGCUUGGUGUGCUUGAAACAGUAUUUCUUUGUGGUUUCUGGUUGGUGUUUGCUGAGAGAGAUAAGGGCUGGCUGAUUUAUUGAUUGGCUGUUUCUGAAUGAUGAGACAGAUGUCUGUCUCCACCCACAGACCUGACUGUCUGCCCCUCAGCACUCCUGUCAUCAGUAGUGUGUUUGUGUGUGUGUGCGUGUGUGUGUCAAUGUGUGUGUGUGUGUGCGCGUUCGUGCAAUUGACUGUGUUUUCGUCCCUUAGACCAGAGCGGCUGUGGUUAUUGCAUUUCUACUUCACUUAGCUCUCUCCUUUUUCUAAGCAGUCCCCCAACUUCCAUGAUGCAAUAACAUGGAACAAUGUUGAAAAAUCUAGAAUAUUGCCACUGAUUAAGAAUUUAAAAGCCGACCUAUGCCCAGUCAGUUGAAAAAUGACCAUACUGUAGUGAGAAAAUAUUUUGGGUCAGUGUCCCUGCCCUCUACAUUCACACAGAGUCAGUGAGGCACCGCAUUAGGAGACUGCUCUGAGGUUGUCCUCAGUUAGAACAUUAGCUGUGAUGUUAUAAUGAGGUUUAGGUGAUUACAGCAUUGUAACCAAAGUUACUGAGCUUGAGCAAUUUUGACAAAAACAAUGGAUAUAUGUUAUUAAUUUUUUUUGGGGGGGGGGGGGGGGGGGGGGGGGUGGAUCAGCUUAAUAUUGCAGAUAGAUUGUAUCUUCUAUCAAUGUAAUUGUCUUCAUCACUUCCAGUCCCCCAUGUUUUUUAUAUACAGUGGGGAGAACAAGUAUUUGAUACACUGCCGAUUUUGCUGGUUUUCCUACUUACAAAGCAUGUAGAGGUCUGUAAUUUUUAUCAUAGGUACACUUCAACUGUGAGAGACUAAUCUAAAACAAAAAUCCAGAAAAUCACAUUGUAUGAUUUUUAAAUAAUUAAUUUGCAUUUUAUUGCAUGACAUAAGUAUUUGAUACAUCAGAAAAGCAGAACUUAAUAUUUGGUACAGAAACCUUUGUUUGCAAUUACAGAGAUCAUACAUUUCCUGUAGGUCUUGACCAGGUUUGCACACACUGCAGCAGGGAUUUUGGCCCACUCCUCCAUACCGACCUUCUCCAGAUCCUUCAGGUUUCGGGGCUGUCACUGGGCAAUACGGACUUUCAGCUCCAUCCAAAGAUUUUCUUUUGGGUUCAGGUCGGGAGACUGGCUAGGCCACUCCAGGACCUUGAGAUGCUUCUUACGGAGCCACUCCUUAGUUGCCCUGGCUGUGUGUUUCGGGUCGUUGUCAUGCUGGAAGACCCAGCCACGACCUAUCUUCAAUGCUCUUACUGAGGGAAGGAGGUUGUUGGCCCGAGUGGCGCAGUGGUCUAAGGCACUGCAUCGCAGUGCUAGCUGUGCCACUAGAGAUCCUGGUUCGAAUCCAGGCUCUGUCGUAGCCGGCCGCGACCGGGAGACCCAUGGGGCGGCGCGCAAUUGGCCCAGCGUCGUCCAGGGUAGGGGAGGGAAUGGCCGGCAGGGAUGUAGCUCAGUAGAUAGAGCAUGGCGUUUGCAACGCCUGGGUUGUGGGUUCGUUUCCCACAGGGGGUAUGAAAAAAAAAAUAUAUAUAUAUAUGCAUGCACUAACUGUAAGUCGCUCUGGAUAAGAGCGUCUGCUAAAUGACUAAAAUGAAAAUGUAAAAAGAUCUCGCGAUACAUGGCCCCAUCCAUCCUCCCCUCAAUACGGUGCAGUCGUCCUGUCCCCUUUGCAGAAAAGCAUCCCCAAAGAAUGAUGUUUGCACCUCCAUGCUUCACGGUUGGGAUGGGGUUGUACUCAUCCUUCUUCUUCCUCCAAACACGGCGAGUGGAGUUUAGACCAAAAAGUUCUAUUUUUGUCUCAUCAGACCACAUGAACUUCUCCCAUUCCUCCUCUGGAUCAUCCAGAUGGUCAUUGGCAAACUUCAGACGGGCCUGGACAUGCGCUGGCUUGAGCAGGGGGACCUUGCGUGCGCUGCAGGAUUUUAAUCCAUGACGCCGUAGUGUGUUACUAAUGGUUUUCUUUGAGACUGUGGUCCCAGCUCUCUUCAGGUCAUUGACCAGGUCCUGCCGUGUAGUUCUGGGCUGAUCCCUCACCUUCCUCUUGACCAUUGAUGCCCCACGAGGUGAGAUCUUGCAUGAAGCCCCAGACCGAGGGUGAUUGACCGUCAUCUUGAACUUCUUCCAUUUUCUAAUAAUUGCGCCAACAGUUGUUGCCUUCUCACCAAGCUGCUUGCCUAUUGUCCUGUAGCCCAUCCCAGCCUUGUGCAGGUCUACAAUUUUAACCCUGAUGUCCUUACACAGCUCUCUGGUCUUGGCCAUUGUGGAGAGGUUGGAGUCUGUUUGAUUGAGUGUGUGGACAGGUGUCUUUUAUACAGGUAACGAGUUCAAACAGGUGCAGUUAAUACAGGUAAUGAGUGGAGAACAGGAGGGCUUCUUAAAGAAAAACUAACAGGUCUGUGAGAGCCGGAAUUCUUACUGGUUGGUAGGUGAUCAAAUACUUAUGUCAUGCAAUAAAAUGCAAAUUAAUUACUAAAAAAUCAUACAAUAUGAUUUUCUGGAUUUUUGUUGAAGUGUACCUAUGAUAAAAAUUACAGACCUCUACAUGCUUUGUAAGUAGGAAAACCUGCAAAAUCGGCAGUGUAUCAAAUACUUGUUCACCCCACUGUAUAUACUCCCCUUUAUUACUUUUCAACCCCUCCAUCCUUUCCCUACUUGGAGUAAAUUAGUGAACAACAAUGCCCAGGCCUCUACUUCCGAUCUAUACUUACUAUCUACACCUUAUGGACAGAGUUAAUUUUACAAUAAUUAUAUUAUAUAUAUAUAAUUAUUUAUUUUUUUGCUCCUGAACUUCUUCUACUCUCAACCUCUCCGAUCAUUUUCAUGAUGUCCAUCCGGUUUGCUUCUAUAUGCCAUAUCUUUCUAACUGUGCUCUUUCCCAAAAGCUCCCAACAUACAACCUAUAUAAUUAUAAUGGACACAGUAUGCUUACAUUAUUAGCUAUCUUUGUUAUUAUUUGUUGUUAUUUGUUAUUAGUCCCAUCCUUCAACUCUAUUCAAUACCUCCCAUCUCUCUCUUAACACCAUCCAUAUAGGAUUUCUAUUUGCCAUAUAUAUUUCAACCGUACUGUGAUGUUUUACAAGAGUUCUGAACCUUUCUAUUCUCAUUGCUUCUACAGAUUGUGAAUUAAAAAUAAACAUUUUUGCUAAAAGUAUUAUUAUAUUAUUGAUUGAUUGACUAUGACUUUUCAGAUCACCCAGUAAUGCUAUCUGGGAAGGUUAGCUCCAGGUAAAUAUUGCAAUCCUUUAGCCAUUCCUGGACCUGUGUCCAAAAACAAGCUACAAAUGGACAGAACCAAAACAAAUGAUCUAAUGAUUCUGUCUCUUCACAGCAAAAUCUGCAGAGCUGGGAAGAUUGUAUCCCCCAUAUAAAUAACAUUAUAUUGGUAGCAAGAAUUGUAUAUAAUAAUUUAAAUUGAAAGAUUCUAAUUUUUGAAUCCGGUGUUGUUUUGCGUGUCAGUUCAUAAACACUAUGCCAUGGGAUCGGUACGUCAAAGAUCUCUUCCCAACUAUUUUGCAAUCUAUAUGGGACGGCUGUCAAUCCUUUGGUCCUUAAGUGAAACUGAUAUACUUUUUUAUUUAUCGCAGUUUUCCUUAACCAAUUAUGUUCUUUAAUGCAAGGCCGACAGACAAGUUCCUUACUUUCUCCCCCUUCCACUUUCCUCUUCCACUUUUGCGUUAAGGCUGCAAUUAUUUGGUUGUAAUUUUGGGUAGAGCAGACAUUUCCAUAUGUUUAUGUUAGCUGCAUGUGCGACAUAACUCCACCAGUCCUACCGAUGAUAUCAUUUACGAAGAUUAUACCUUUUUUAAACAUUCUGUCAAAAAAUAAAGUUUUUUUGUCAAUUAGUAUAUUUGAAUUUAACCACAAUAUUUGUUGCAUUAUUUGUUCUGUCGUUUCUGGAGGAUUAAAUUGAAAUUGCAACCAACUUUCUAUGGCUUGUUUUAGAAAUAGUGAUAUUUGGGAGAUGAUUUCCUUUUCAAAUAACUGCAAAUGAGUUGUUGUAGCUGAAUAAAGGGAAAAAGGCCUUUCUUGAACAUUGGGUGAGACAAUCUUACUAAUUUGCUUGAGAACCAGUUCGGGUUUAAGUAUAACUUUUGUAUGACUGAAGCUUUUAGUGAUAGGUCUAAUGCUUUAAUAUUUAAUAAUUUCUGUCGUCCGAAUUCAUAUUCAUUAUAUAAAUAUGCCCUUUUAAUUUUGUCUGGCUUGCCGUUCCAAAUAAAAUUGAAUAUUUUUUUCUCAUAUAAUUUAAAAAACUGUUCGCUAGGUGUAGGCAAGACCAUAAGCAAAUAGAUAAACUGGGAAAACACUAAAGAGUUAAUCAGGGUGAUUUUUCCACAAAUUGACAGGUAUUUUCCUUUCCAUGGUAGUAAGAUCUUAUCUAUUUUUGCUAACUUUCUAUUAAAAUUUAUUGAAGUGAGAUCAUUUAUUUCCUUUGGGAUAUGUAUUCCGAGUAUAUCCACAUCACCAUCAGACCAUUUUAUUGGUAAAUUACAUGGUAAUGUAUAAAUUGUAUUUUUUAGUGAUCCAAUACGUAAUAUAGUACAUUUGUCAUAAUUUGGUUGUAAUCCAGAGAGGUUAGAAAAUGUAUCUAGAUCCUCUAUGAGGCUGUGGAGGGAUUCUAGUUGUGGAUUUAAAAGAAAACAUGAAUCAUCAGCGUCCAAUGACACCUUUGUUUUUAAGCCCUGUAUUUCUAAUCCUCUGAUAUUAUUAUUGGAUCUGAUUUUAAUAGCUAACAUCUCGAUGGCCACAAUAAAUAGAUAUGCCGAUAGUGGACAACCUUGUUUCACUCCUCUUGACAGUUUAAAACAUUCUGAGAAAUAGCCAUUAUUUACUAUUUUACACCUAGGGUUACUAUACAUGAUUUUGACCCAUUUUAUAAGAGAUUCUCCAAAAUUGAAAUGCUCCAGGCAUUUAUAUAUAAACCCCAGUCGAAUUUUAUCAAAUGCCUUUUCGAAGUCUGCUAUGAAUAGCAGGCCUGGUUUCCCAUAUUUUCCAUAGUGUUCUAUUGUUUCCAAUACUUGCCUUAUAUUAUCUCCAAUGUAUCUUCCAUGUAAAAAACCUGUCUGACUAGAAUGAAUAAUAUCCGACAAUACCUUUUUAAUUCUAUGCGCUAUACAUUUUGCUAGGAUUUUUGCAUCACAACACUGAAGUGUAAGGGGCCUCCAAUUUUGUAAAUGGACUGGAUCUUUAUAUUUUCCACUUGUAUCCUGUUUCAGUAAUAAUGAGAUCUUCUUCUUGAGUGUCAGAUAAUCUACCAUUUAAAUAGGAGUGGUUAAAACAUGCUAAAAACGGUCCUCUUAGUAUAUCAAAAAAGGUUUGGUAUACCUCGACUGGUAUGCCAUCCAACCCUGGAGUUUUCCCAGACUUAAAGUAUUUAAUUGCAUCCAGAUGUUCCUCCUCUGUAAUUUCACCUUCACAUGAGUCUUUCUGUGUGGCUGUUAAUUUGACAUUAUCAAUAGAAAAAAAUCUCUACAAUUAGCUUCAGUUAGAGGAGAUGGAGGCGACUGAAAAGAAAACAUAUGCUUAAAGUACUUUGUUUCUUCCUUCAAAAUAUCAUUUGGUGAAUUAUGGGUGACUCCGUCAAUUGUAACCAGUUUCAUUAAGUUAUUUUUGGUAGCAUUCCUAUGUUGAAGAUUAAAAAAGAAUUUAGUGCAUUUUUCCCCAUAUUCCAUCCAGUUUGCUUUAUUUUUAUAAUAUAUUACACUUGAUCUUUCUUGAAUAAGUUUCUCCAUUUCUUUUUGUUUUUCCUCUAAUUUAUUCUGAGCCUCUAUGUUACAGUUUUUAUUGCCAUCUAUCUGUUCUGUUAGACUUUCGAUUUCCUUUCUUAGUAUAAACUCUUUUGACCUAAAUUGCUUUUGUUUUCGAGAUGAGUACUGAAUUGCAUGGCCUCUAAAGGCACAUUUAAAGGUGUCCCAUACAAUAAGGGGAUUCGCUGUACCUAUGUUAUGUUGGAAAAAGUCAGUUAUAAAUUCCUUUGUUCUAAUUAUAAAUAAAUUAUCAUCCAAUAGGCUUUGAUUACAUUUCCAAUAUCCUCGCCCACGUGGAAAUUCAGUAAGAGUAAUGUAUAUGCCUAUUAUAUGAUGGUCCGACCGCAUUCUGUCCCCUAUCAACACUUUUUUUUUUACUUUUGGUGCCAACGAGAAUGAGAUAAGAAAGAAGUCAAGACGACUAGCUUGAUUCAGUCUCCGCCAUGUAUAUCUCACUAGAUCAGUAUAUUUAAGCCUCCAUAUAUCUACUAGUUCUAAUGUAUCCAUGACAUUCACAAUUUCCUUAAGAGCAUGUGGGUGAUUGUUUGUGGUGUGAUUACCUUUACGGUCCAUUGAGCUAUUUAAAACAGUAUUAUAAUCCCCCACCAUAAUAAUAUUGUCUUGAGUUGCUUGCAGGCUUGAUAAUGGAUUAUAUAUAUUGUCAAAUAAUUGUGGAUCAUCAUUAUUUGGUCCGUAAAGGUUAAUGAGCCAUAUCUGUUUAUGGUCCGAUAACAUAUUUAAAAUAAUCCAUCUACCUUGCGUAUCUAUUUGGACAAUUUGCACAUUCGGAUCGAAAUUACUAUUCAUUAAUAUCAUCACCCCUUUUGAAUUUCUUUUCCCAUGGGAGAAGUAUAUUUCCCUCCCCCAUUAUUUUUUCCACGCUACUUCAUCUCGAAUUGUUGAAUGAGUUUCCUGUAUACAAUAGAUAUUAUAUUCAUUCUCUUUGAGCCAAUUUCCAAUAUCCUCGCCCACGUGGAAAUUCAGUAAGAGUAAUGUAUAUGGCUAUUAUAUGAUGGUCCGACCGCAUUCUGUCCCCUAUCAACACUUUUUUUACUUUUGGUGCCAACGAGAAUGAGAUAAGAAAGAAGUCAAGACGACUAGCUUGAUUCAGUCUCCGCCAUGUAUAUCUCACUAGAUCAGUAUAUUUAAGCCUCCAUAUAUCUACUAAUUCUAAUGUAUCCAUGACAUUCACAAUUUCCUUAAGAGCAUGUGGGUGAUUGUUUGUGGAUAAUGUUGCCCUAAAGCUCUUUGCAGACGGAAAUAUUGCCGAUUUCCUAGCCGAGUACACAACUUGUCCCUCUAGUCAAAGCGGCUAGUGCCUAGGAGGGCGACAGCCGCCCAUGACCAUAGCAACGAAAUAACCAAAUAUUAUCGACAUAAAAACGUAUUUACAUGCAAUAGAAAUUAUGAAUCCAAAAAUAGAUUAGAAAGCAGUUACUUUUAUUGUUAAAAGUGACUCUGUAAACUGAUAGUGUUAGCCAGCUAGCUAGCUAGCUAAAGUGGGCAAGUUAGCUGGACAUACGUGCUGAUGUAUCACAACGCAGGCUACAUUUUCUAGUGUGAUUGGUCAACAAUCGGCUGAGCUGCUUCCACGGGCACGAGCACCGCUGACCGCUCCGCCUGGAUAGAAUACUUGGGAACAGAUUUCCUAUUUUAUCCCUCCAAAAUCAGUGCUCAGUGGUCUCUAACUGUUUCUGUCUCUGUCUGUGUGUGUGUUCUAGGCUCGUGAGGGAGGUCACGGGGGUCAACGUGAACAUGCGCGUGGGCAUCCAUAGUGGCAGGGUCCACUGCGGGGUGCUGGGACUCAGGAAGUGGCAGUUUGACGUGUGGUCCAACGAUGUCACGUUAGCUAAUCACAUGGAGGCUGGGGGCGCAGCAGGGUACAUCCGGCCAAUCAUGACAAACCAGUACACAGUCAAUCACCCAAUGUUCUCCUAUGCUCUGUAUCAAUAUACACUAUAAUACUACCUAAAAUAGCACUUAGAAUUAAGUGAUGUAUUGGGCAUGCAUUCUAAGUGGUAUACUAGUAUGGAUAUUGGAUAUGUAAGGGCUAAUCAACUAGGGCCUAUGCAUUCUAUGGAAAAGAAUGAACGACGUGGAAGGUGUGUUCCACGACGCACUAGCAGUCCCAGAGAACACAUAGAGCCCCGAGUUGAUUAUACCUUUUAUACCUAUAAUUUAACACAUUUGCCACUAGAAAUGUGUUCAACAUCCACUGAAGUAGCUAGCAAGUUUACUAGAUAGCUACAGUAGUUGCUGUGGUAACAAAACAAACAGACUUGCUAGUUUAGCUAACCAAAUUAUGAAAAUCGAAUUCAACAAUACCAAUACUGUUUUCAAUUCAACUUUUGCUUUCAUAAGCAGCUCAAACAAAACAUGUACAAAUUUACUAUAGCAAUUAAAUUAUACAGUGCAAAUAUACCGUGCCUUGUAGAGAAAUAAUGCACGCUCUAGAAUGCCCUUCAAGCCAAUCAGAAAGGAGUAUUCAACAAUGCCAUGGUAUAAAAUCUCUAUAUAUCACUGGCAAACAAAGAUUUACACUACAUUAUUAUGACAGUUUUACACAAUCCUUUUCUAUGGUAUAAUCCUGAAAUGAAUUGAUGAAUAAUGUCAAUUCCUGACCAUUGUGUCCAGUAAGUUAUUGCUGUGUUAUUGUGCCAGGCGGAUCCACAUCACCAAGGCCACUCUGAACUACCUGAAUGGAGACUAUGACGUGGAGCCAGGAUCAGGAGGAGAGAGGAACGUCUAUCUGAAGAAGCACAAUAUAGAAACCUACCUCAUCGUGGGCUGCAGCCAGAAAAGGGUACAGUACAGCCUUAUCAACCCUUUACUGUUAGAUUAGGUUAUUAUUAUGACUAUGGCCCAGAGGUUUACCUGAUCACGUGAUCUGACCUUAAAGGGACACCUCACAGUUUGUUUUACGGCAUAUUUCAUUGCUAUUUUCACAUGUAGACACUAGUAUGGUGCUGGAGAUAAUGAAUAAAGUAAUACUAGUAAUACUAGUCCCGUGGAAAUACGGCUUUACACAGACAUGAGUAAGAUUUCCAAUGUAAAUUACACAGACAUGAGUAAGAUUUCCAAUGUAGAAACUUGACUAGGAAAAACUCUGGUUGACCGUAAUAGGAAAACAAACUCAGCCCUGCUGAGUCAAAAUUCUGAUACAUUUUCAUAAACACUUUUUUAUUUACUGGCUGAUUAUCGAGCUUUCAGGCUGUCUUAUUUUUUUUAUAAGCAGCUGGUCGGCUUACUUUUGGAAAUCAUGCAUGUUUGAACCACUACACUCAUCCCAGGUCAGCUAUCACUACCUAUAAGCAUAUUUAAUUGUAGUAGGAACCGUUGAAAACAUGUAACUGAUCUACAGUAGAUUAAGGGAUUGUUGCAUGGAAUUCCCCCAGUAUUCCCCUAGAAAUACAGCAUAGCUGUAAGGGGUGGAAAUGGGGGGCAACCCAGGAUAACUGUGUUCCGGGAGUGAAAUCAUUUUGACAUUUAAACAUGAGGUUUAACAUGAUCUUUAAUUCAAGGAUUUUACAUUGGUAGUUUCCUGCUCCCCAGAGUGACUUUUUCCAUUACCACCCCUAGUAUAUCUGUCUCCCUUGCAUUGCAGAAAGAAGAGAAGGCGAUGAUAGCGAAAAUGAACCGUCAGCGCGCCAACUCUGUCUCCCACAACACGGGCCACUGGACCGACCGACCAUUCUACAACCACGGAGGAAACCAGAUCUCCAAGGAGAUGAAGAGGAUGGUGAGAGACCAUUCUGCCCUCACCGCCAUUCGUACUUUAUCUUUACUCUUCUCUGAUCUGGCCUUCACAGCAAGGCCAGGUUGUAGUUGUUUUGUGUUUAUGUAUUAACCAGGGACUAUAGAAAGCCAAGGACGUGAGGCGGUUUUGUCAUUGCAUACAGUAUAUCUUUCAUUGUCUCUCUAGGCUCUCUCUCUGUCCCUGCUCCGGUGUCCGAGAAACCCCACAGAGAGAGAGAGAGAGAGAGAGAGAGAGAGAGAGAGAGAGAGAGAGAGAGAGAGAGAGAGAUAGAGAGAGAGAUAGAUAGAGAGAGAGGAGAGAGAGGAGAGAGAGAGAGAGAGAGAGAGAGAGAGAGAGAGAGAGAGAGAGGAGCAGAGUCAGUGGAGCGGUAGCAGGAUGGCCACAGUCAGUCACACCCUUAAUGAUUUAAUCAGUCACCAAUAAGGGAAACUCACCUGAGGCGGAUACACCUUUUAUCUGUGUGUUUCCUGUCUGUGUAGACAUCAGUGCAUAACUACCACAGGUACAUAUAAUAAUAUUAUAAUAGUCAUUUUAUCCCAAUACACUUUUUUCCAAAACUGUCAGUAUUGACAGUGACACAUAUAUUCAAUAUAUCCAUGUCUCUCCUCUCUUCUGAGAUGACGAUGUAAAUCAUUUGCAUUCAGUAAUGAAUUCCCAGAAAGCUUCUGUAUAGUCUCAAGGGUAGAGGGGGUGGCAGGCUGGCAUGCUGGCACCAAGCAGUGGCCCUUCACACUAUGGUUCACCUCUCCAGCAAGUGUCUCUCGAGGACUACUCACUCUGUCACAAUACAAUACGUGGGCAACAGGGAUGAACAAAUGCCAUAACAUUCAGUCAGUGAGGUCCCAUCUGUAGCAGAAUAACAUUACUCAGAAUCCCAGGGGGAAUCAUCUCUCUAACACAACAAAGACAUACACAAAAGCACACACACAUACACACACACGCGUACACAAACACAUACACACGCACGCAAGCACAAACACACAGAAAAUUGCUAUAGUGGUGUGACCAUUGAGUCCUCUUUCUGUUCCCCAAGGCCUCCCACUGUGCUAAAACAAUGCUGCUAUGGUGACUCACUGUCUGUUGUUUACCUUUCCUCCUCUCUCUUUCCCUCCCCUCCCCUCUCACCUCCUCUCCUUUUCUCUCCUCUCCUCUCCUAACAUUAACUCAAGGGCACUAUGUCCAAACAAUAAUGGUCUGAAUCUGGUUCCAAUCGUAGCACCUGCCUACUAUUGUCUUCACCCCAGAGUUUUUGGUGUGCAGAUUUCAAUCAGAUAAUUAUUUCUGGUUAUCUCUUUAUCUUAUUAUCUCUUCCCUGCUGGAUCUGAAAUCAGUGUCUGAAAUCAGUGACUGAGCUCAGUGCGUGUGGGCGUAAGUAAGUCCUGUCUGAUUUAAUUAUUGGCUAGCUGCGACAGGACAGCUGUAUUGUGAGAGACCGUCUCUCUAUGGCAGCCUUUCUCAAUAGCAAGGCUAUGCUCACUGAGUCUGUACAUAGUCAAAGCUUUCCUUAUGUUUGGGUCAGUCACAGUGGUCUGGUAUUCUGCCACUGUGUACUCUCUGUUUAGGGCCAGAUAGCAUUCUAGUUUGCUCUGUUUUUUUGUAAAUCCAAUGUGUGAAGUAUUUAUCUUUCUGUUUUCUCAUGAUUUGGUUGGGUCUAAUUGUGUUGUUGUUGUUGUCCUGGGGCUAUGUGGGGUCUGUUUGUGUUUGUGAACAGAGCCCCAGGACCAGCUUGCUUAGGGGACUCUUCUCCAAGUUAAUAUCUCUGUAGGUGAUGGCUUUGUUAUGGAAGGUUUGUGAAUCGCUUCCUUUUAAGUGGUUAGAGAAUUUAACGGCUCUUUUCUGGAUUUUGAUAAUUAGCGGGUAUCGGCCUAAUUCUGCUCUGCAUGCAUUAUUUGGUGUUUUUCAUUGUACACAGGGGAUAUUUUUUGCAAAAUUCUUGAUGCAGAGUCUCAAUUUGGUGUUUUUUGUGAAUUAUUGGGCAUAAAGGGCAAUGGGUUCUAUAACUGAUUCAAGUAUUUCAAGUAUCUCUCUCUCCCCAUCUCUCUCCCUCCCUAUAUCUCUGUCUCUGUCCCUCUGUCUCUCUCUCCUCGAUAUAAAGAAAGAGCAGAUAUAGAGGGAGCAAGGAGUGAGGGAGCAAGACAGAUGCAAGACAGCAUGAAAGAGGGGGAGAGAAUGUGUGUGAGGCGAAAGGAAAGGGAGUCACGGUGAUAGUAAUUCCCACUAUCCCCUGUCCGCCAACUUUCCAGCAGGCAGGGCAGGCAGCGGAGUGAAGAUGACUUAUAAUGACCUGCUGUCAACUGUGUUUAUUACGUACAUUCCUACUAUAUCAUUAAUCACUGUUCUCCUAUUCCAUAUAAAAUACAGAGAAUGCUGGUAUUCGGGGAUGUUCCCCAUCUCUGUUUGUAGAGUGCAGUUUUAUCAGUGGAAUUGCUUAUGUUAUUAUGUUAUAAAAGACAUCCUAGAAAUUCUGUUGGAAACUCUCCUCCAAAAAGAAGGGUUUCAGGGUAUUUUCAGCUUAGUCCACAAUUGGGGCAAUUGAGGAGUAUAGAUUUUACCUAGAUGUAACAAAGGCACAAAGUAAUAGGUUUACUGGUCAGACAGAAGAGCGAAUCAUCAAUUAUAUACAUAUGGGAGUAGCUUUGUUGAUAUGGAAGUAGCUCUAAGUUUCUCAUGGAGAUGUGUUGAUGUUUCUUGGAACUGUACAGCAGAGCACAUUUUCUCCUGUUGUUGUUGCUAUCUUCAUCCAAUAGAGGGCACUUCCGUUACGUGAUCGAUUUAGAAACUCUUCAUUUCACCUAAUGGUCUCUAUUUUCAGCUGGCGCUAAGGAGGCGCAAGAGGAACUUUGCAAUUUUGUCAUGUAAAAAACUGCCGCACUGGAAUUUUCCAGCCCUAAAACCAGGUUCUGCAAUUUAUCUGUCUAACAUCAGCUCUCUUGCGCAAUAUCUGAGGUGUGUCCUUAAAAACAAGCGCAAAGUGACUAUUUCAUGCAGCACUAAUGAGAAGUUUUAAGACCCACAAAAAGCAGGUCUUAACGUUAAUGCAGUUGAUAAUGGAAUGGAUUUUGAGAGCGGAAGCGAAGCCUAUCCAGCCAUGACACACAGUGCCCAUGGAAGAGAGAUGAGCCUUUUGUGCUGACAAAUCUCAUAUUUAGAAACAUAAAACUAUUUUAGUUUCCCCCCAGUUCGUUUAGUUUAAUUAAAAACCAAACAUAGCCUACCCUCCCCUUAAUCAAGCCUGGUUGAGCAGUAUCGCAUAGGUGGGUCUUUUUAUCCUGGCCAUUAGCCAAGUAAUUUAGCCUACAAAUAAAGGUGGGUUAAAUGGUCUACUAAGAGUGCUUUAAAAUACAGUGGGGAGAACAAGUAUUUGACACACUGCUGAUUUUGCAGGUUUUCCUACUUACAAAGCAUGUAGAGGUCUGUAAUUUUUAUCAUAGGUACACUUCAACUGUGAGAGACAGAAUCUAAAACAAAAAUCCAGAAAAUCACAUUGUAUGAUUUUUAAGUAAUUAAUUUGCAUUUUAUUGCAUGACAUAAGUAUUUGAUACAUCAGAAAAGCAGAACUUAAUAUUUGGUACAGAAACCUUUGUUUACAAUUACAGAGAUCAUACGUUUCCUGUAGGUCUUGACCAGGUUUGCACAUACUGCAGCAGGGAUUUUGGCCCACUCCUCCAUACAGACCUUCUCCAGAUCCUUCAGGUUUCGGGGCUGUGACUGGGCAAUACGGACUUUCAACUCCCUCCAAAGAUUUUCUAUUGGGUUCAGGUCUGGAGACUGGCUAGGCCACUCCAGGACCUUGAGAUGCUUCUUACGGAGCCACUCCUUAGUUGCCCUGGCUGUGUGUUUCGGGUCAUUGUCAUGCUGGAAGACCCAGCCACGACCCAUCUUCAAUGCUCUUACUGAGGGAAGGAGGUUGUUGGCCAAGAUCUCACGAUACAUGGCCCCAUCCAUCCUCCCCUCAAUAGGGUGCAGUCGUCCUGUCCCCUUUGCAGAAAAGCAUCCCCAAAGAAUGAUGUUUCCACCUCCAUGCUUCACGGUUAGGAUGGUGUUCUUGGGGUUGUACUCAUCCUUCUUCUUCCUCCAAACACGGCGAGUGGAGUUUAGACCAAAAAGCUCUAUUUUUGUCUCAUCAGACCACAUGACCUUCUCCCAUUCCUCCUCUGGAUCAUCCAGAUGGUCAUUGGCAAACUUCAGACGGGCCUGGACAUGCACUGGCUUGAGCAGGGGGACCUUGCGUGCGCUGCAGGAUUUUAAUCCAUGACGGCGUAGUGUGUUACUAAUGGUUUUCUUUGAGACUGUGGUCCCAGUUCUCUUCAGGUCAUUGACCAGGUCCUGCCGUGUAGUUCUGGGCUGAUCCCUCACCUUCCUCAUGAUCAUUGAUGCCCCACGAGGUGAGAUCUUGCAUGGAGCCCCAGACCGAGGGUGAUUGACCGUCAUCUUGAACAUCUUCCAUUUUCUAAUAAUUGCGCCAACAGUUGUUGCCUUCUCACCAAGCUGCUUGCCUAUUGUCCUGUAGCCCAUCCCAGCCUUGUGCAGGUCUACAAUUUUAUCCCUGAUGUCCUUACACAGCUCUCUGGUCUUGGCCAUUGUGGAGAGGUUGGAGUCUGUUUGAUUGAGUGUGUGGACAGGUGUCUUUUAUACAGGUAACGAGUUCAAACAGGUGCAGUUAAUACGGGUAAUGAGUGGAGAACAGAAGGGCUUCUUAAAGAAAAACGAACAGGUCUGUGAGAGCCGGAAUUCUUACUGAUUGGUAGGUGAUCAAAUACUUAUGUCAUGCAAUAAAAUGCAAAUUAUUACUUAAAAAUCAUACAAUGUGAUUUUCUGGAUUUUUGUUUUAGAUUCAGUCUCUCACAGUUGAAGUGUACCUAUGAUAAAAAUUACAGACCUCUACAUGCUUUGUAAGUAGGAAAACCUGCAAAAUCGGCAGUGUAUCAAAUACUUGUUCUCCCCACCUUCAUCCGAUUACCAAAGACGCGCGCCUCCAAACUAUUCAGUCGUCCUAUAAUGCACAUAGGCAAUAAUCGAAUUGACAUGAGCCUAGUAUUUGGUAUAGACGUGUGAAUGUUAUUAGUAAAGACAUUUAGGCCUACGUGUGCACACAGUGCCAUGGAACGAGAGAAGUGAUUUAUGCUAUCAUGCUUCUGACCCCAUCCUAUUUAGAAAUAUUGUUGUUGUUUUAAAAAAACAUAUUGCUUGUUUUCCGUUUUAUAUCAAGCCCUCCAUAGGCUACCCUUACCCUAGCCCUAGGCUACUAAGGCUGGGUUAACAGCAAUGCGUCAUGUCUUAUUUAUCCUGGCUUGCAAAGUAGCCCAUAAAAGGUGUUUAAAUGGUCUAUUUGUCAGAGUGCCUUGAAUUUCUAAUAUAAUGCACAUCCUAAAACAUACACACAUAUACCUACCUGCAUACUUCGUUUAGCUUGUUCAAGUAUCCAACCCCAUCUCCAAAGUGCGCCUCUCAUCCGGUUACCAAAGACGCACUCCUCCAAAUGUAUUUAAAUGAUUCAGUCCUAUAUAAUGCAGUAUCAACAUUAGGCCUAGGCUAUAUUUUGCUUAUUGAGAACGUGCCUCACACAUACAAUACAAUUUACGUGAGCCUAGUAUUUUUGAUUUUAAGUGUGAUGUGUAGAGACAUGUAGGUUCGGCUAUAGCUCAUUGAAGCCAAUUACAACAAUGUUUACUGCCAACACUCCAAACAUAGGCUAUUGAGCUAACACUGGAUGUUUUUUUGUUGUUGUUGACAUUACUCGUUACUUUAGCCUAUGCUAUUCAAUAAACUGUAAUAUCAAUCCACAAUGGACCAGGAUGAGAAUAUUCUGUCCCUCAGCCGAAUUGGAGUUGUUGACAACGCAAAGACCGUCAAUAACCUACAGAACUUGAGACAAACGCAUGCAGUAUUAAGCCACGGAAUGUGCUGAAUGGCCAGUGAGUGUCCAAGCCCUCGUCAUACCUACAAUUUGUUUAUUCAUCAAAACUUAGCCCUUUUGCACCACUGCCAGCUAUAUUUCUGACACACCAGGGACCUAUAGCACUACUGCCAGCACUUUAAUUUACCAUUGCGUUAGGUUUGUUCAAAUAGAGCCCCAUGUGAUGUAAAUAAAUAAACGUACAUUAUUAUGAAUUAGGUGUGUGGUAAGCAACACUAACCACCCUGCUGGUAUAAUUAUCAGUGUCAAGCUUUAAUGAAGGCUCAGAGAGACCCCCUCAAUGGUCUUAUGACAGGCAGACAGUCUUCUAUAGAAGCACUAUUGACUCAUCUCCCCAGGAAGAUGCCUGGCUAGCUGUUGUUCUCAACUUUGAAUGUGUCCGAUAUGGCACCCUAUUCCCUAUAUAGUGCACUACUUUUGACCAGAGCUCUAUGGGUCCUGGUCAAAGCAGUACACUAUGUAGGGAGGGAAUAGGGUGCCGUUUGGGAUGGAGCUUCUGUUGUUGUUUUUAGCAUCUUGAGCUGAGAGCUUGGGCAGAAAUGAAGCUGGCAGAGGUGUCAGUCUCUUGUCUUGGUGGUUGACGCUCAAUCUUUUGUCAACACCUGACUGUGUGGAUGGAUCCUACCUCUUUCUCUUCUAAAGAAACUCAAGCACCACUUAAGCUUCUCUGUUUGCAUAUGUUUUCCAGUCAGCUAACACUCUGUUCUGCUCUUUUCUUCUCUCUUCUAGGGAUUUGAAGACCCCAAGGACAAGUGAGUAGAGAACCCUUCUCCCCAUCUCGCCUCCUGUGAGUCAAGGUGGUGGGCUGCCUUCUGCUGCAGGUCAUGUUUUCAGGGUUUCUAAAGACAAAAUGGCAGUAUCAAAGCCAUAGAUCUUUAAAUUAUCUGGAUAGGUGUGUGGCAGUCACAGAAUUAAACUACUGUAGCUAUAAUAGUCGGCUUUCACUACUGUAGCUCAGCUGGUAGAGCACGGCGCUUGUAACGCCAAGGUAGUGGGUUCGAUCCCCGGGACCACCCAUACACAAAAAUGUAUGCACGCAUGACUGUAAGUCGCUUUGGAUAAAAGCGUCUGCUAAAUGGCAUAUUAUUAUUAUAUUAUUAUAAUACACAGCAUAGCAAUCGAAAACACGACCAGAACAUCCAACUCGCCAUGUUUCUUGUAUGACAUGGCCAUGACAUUCAUACCCAUGAGUGGACAGUGAUCUCAGUGUCUUCCCAAACUCACUUUAACGUAUGCUGUCUGUUAUUCAUAAAACAUUCUAAUCACCUGGUUUGAACUUGUCCACUGAUCCACUGACAAUAGGCCAGAUUGCCUCUGUAAUUUAUGCAAUCAAACAAUACACUGCUGAUUCAAUGACUGAUUAGUCCAAUCAAACUAACAUGAUGACAGUGGUCUGAUGAUCUCAAUCACUUUGCUUGUUAUGGCCACACUUGAUUGAGGUGAUGCAGUUCUGUGGUGAGGUGUGGAGUUAAGUUGUGGUUGUUGCGUGUGGUUAUGGUUGCGGGACUGGGGGCGGGCUGGCCCAUAGAGACAUAGGACCUCUUGUGAUGGCCUGAAACAGAAAACAAAAAAGUGUCUCCUCGUCUUGUGUUAUCUAGACAUUUCAUUUUCAGAAACACGCAGGAAAACCUGAACCCAGAGGACGAGGUGGACGAGUUCCUAGGGAGAGCCAUCGACGCCAGGAGUAUCGACCGGCUACGCUCCGAACACGUCAAGAAGUUCCUGCUGACCUUCAGAGAACCAGACCUGGAGAAGAAGGUACUGACGGGAAGUGACUCCACAUAAUCAGACUAGGACCCUGAGUGAAUUUUCUGGAUAGAUCUUUAGCAGUAGAUAUGUCAAACGAGUGAGCAGUGUAUUCGUUUGUGUCAGAAUUGAUUGUCAAACUCAGGGCCUUGGGUUUUUCCUGACUACAAGGCUUGACCAGGAAAAAGGUUUAGUGUUAGUCUAUAACUAAGGGAUUUUUCCUUGUCAGGUGUCAUGGUCAGUAAAAAUUGAAAAAUGCAAUUCUGCUACAAAUUGCUACACCACUCACUGGUUUGACAUAUCCAGGGCAUGUCAAUUAAAGCUUAAAUGAAGGGAGAGUGGGAGAGAGAGAGUGGUAAAAAUGAUUUGGUUAAAAGAGAAGAUACAUAAAAGGUGAGAGGGAAGGCGAGAGAGGGUGAAAGCCGACUGAAAGGGAAGAGGCAGAGAGGCCCCAUUUUCAACCUGCUGUAUUUCUCCUCUCCCUCUGUCUCUCUCAUCCAUCUGUCAUUCUCUCUCGUCAGGGUCUGGUUAACCUAACGUAACAGACGUAAAAUAAACGCUUGAGCAGGGUUGGAAGCAUACAGUUUUCAGGCUUUGCCUCUUCUCUGCUUUUCCCUGAAAACCGGAUGCUUCCGAUUUCUGACAACCCCGCUGAGGGUGGGGUAUGGUGGGCUGUAUAGUGGCUACAUAGAGGGGAUCAAAAUCCCUCUCUCAGUGUGUCUGCCCCCAGCCAAUAGCCCAGUCUUUUGUGGGAGAGAUAAUCACUGCCGUUGUUUUCCUCCAUUACCUGUCCACAUACAGAUCUCAUAAUUGACCUCCUGAGUACCAUACAUUAGGCUAUGGAUUGCAGUUCAGCUGUGUAACCCUUACCAUGCUGUUGUGUCAGUAUACUGUACAAAAGGGUUUGAAGUGAGAUGUGAAGCAGUCAGCCAGCCUCUGUUUACCUUUCUUCUCUUAUAUUCUUCCAUUUCCGUUUCUCCUUCAGUACUCCAAACAAGUGGACUCCAGAUUUGGAGCGUACGUGGCCUGUGCAUCUCUUGUCUUCCUCUUCAUAUGUUUCAUCCAGAUCGUCAUUGUACCACAGUAAGUACUGAAUCUCUCCUAGUGGAUAUUCAUACAGUAUAGUACCACAGUAAGUACUGAAUCUCUCCUAGUGGAUAUUCAUACAGUAUAGUACCACAGUAAGUACUGAAUCUCUCCUAGUGGAUAUUCAUACAGUAUAGUACCACAGUAAGUACUGAAUCUCUCCUAGUGGAUAUUCAUACAGUAUAGUACCACAGUAAGUACUGAAUCUCUCCUAGUGGUAAUUCAUACAGUAUAGUACCACAGUAAGUGCUGAAUAAUUCUCUACUAGUGAACAACAGUGCAUAUCUCCCAUAUCAUUCACAACCUGGAGCCCUAGGUCUUCCUGGGCUGAGGGCAGGGCUUUGGGGAUGAGUAGAGGAGGAGACUGAGAUAGACAGUACCUAGAUGAAGCUGGUACUUGAGGGGACCCAGGACAGGCAGUCCCAGACUGGCCCAGUACAGGGACUUGGCCCAGACAUUAAUAAAUGUCCCGUCACCUGCUGUCACCACCUUUCCUCCUCCUCUGCCGGAGGGGCUGAUGGGUACCGCUGGGGCUGCCGGCAGCUGGCUGUUUGUUCAUUCUCAAGGAUGCUCCUCAAGUGUGUACCCCUCUAUCUUUCUCUCUCUCUCUCUCUCCUUCACUCCCUCUGUAUUGAUAUUUUCUUCACCAUUCCUUUUUUAUUAUCCCCUUUUCCUUUAUCCUUUUAUCUCACGGUCUCAGACGUAUUUAUUCAUAUUUAUCCUACCACUCUCUCCCUCUCUCUCUCGCUGUUCUUCCUCAGCUCCACUCUGAUGAUUGGGUUUUACACCACCUGUCUGAUCAUCCUGAUGGCUGUCAUGUUUGUCUCAGCAGUCUACUCCUGCUUUGGGGUGAGUACUUAGGUUUUCCCAGGAAUUUGUUUGUGUUCGGAAGCUUCCUCAUACUAUGACGUCGAUGUCUAUACCACAAGACAAUGGGCGACGCAAUGCCCAUCUAUCCAGUACCCAUAUAGCUCUAUCCCUUAGCCUGACGCACUGGCGCAGUGGGAGCUCUCUGUGGCUGUCUGGGAAUGUUGUAUCACACAGUAUAACAGGUCUGUUUCCACAGCAUGACUGGGCCAAUCACACAGCAGGUAAACCUGCUUGGUGGAUGGUAUUGAUUUUUAACUGCCCUGAGAGCAGCAGUCCCCCGGAGAGAUACAGUCAGAGUCAGACUGCUUAGUGAGGCCUUUAGAGAGGAACUGGUAUGUAAUUGGGCGAAAGAUUGAAGUGGACGUAAGCUCACAAUAGGGGUAUUACUGCUUUGUCAGUUAAAGAUGUUUGAGAACAACGGCAGCCGACUAAUGAUGUCAUAGCUGUGUUGUUGUUGUUCCUGGAGGGCUCUAUAUACACUGCUCAAAAAAAUAAAGGGAACACUUAAACAACACAAUGUAACUCCAAGUCAAUUACACUUCUGUGAAAUCAAACUGUCCACUUAGGAAGCAACACUGAUUGACAAUAAAUGUCACAUGCUGUUGUGCAAAUGGAAUAGACAACAGGUGGAAAUUAUAGGCAAUUAGCAAGACACCCCCAAUAAAGGACUGGUUUUGCAAGUGGUGACCACAGACCACUUCUCAGUUCCUAUGCUUCCUGGCUGAUGUUUUGGUCACUUUUGAAUGCUGGCGGUGCUUUCACUCUAGUGGUAGCAUGAGAUGGAGUCUACAACCCACACAAGUGGCUCAGGUAGUGCAGCUCAUCCAGGAUGGCACAUCAAUGCGAGCUGUGGCAAGAAGGUUUGCUGUGGAGGCGUUACCGGUAGACAGGCCAGUACAUCAGGAGACGUGGAGGAGGCCGUAGGAGGGCUACAACCCAGCAGCAGGACUGCUACCUCCGCCUUUGUGCAAGGAGGAGCAGGAGGAGCACUGCCAGAGCCCUGCAAAAUGACCUCCAGUAGGCCACAAAUGUGCAUGUGUCUGCUCAAACGGUCAGAAACAGACUCCAUGAGGGUGGUAUGAGGGCCGACGUCCACAGGUGGGGGUUGUGCUUACAGCCCAACACCGUGCAGGACAUUUGGCAUUUGCCAGAGAACACCAAGAUUGGCAAAUUCGCCACUGGCGCCCUGUGCUCUUCACAGAUGAAAGCAGGUUCACACUGAGCACGUGACAGACGUGACAGAGUCUGGAGAUGCCGCGGAGAACGUUCUGCUGCCUGCAACAUCCUCCAGCAAGACCGGUUUGGCGGUGGGUCAGUCAUGGUGUGGGGUGGCAUUUCUUUGGGGGGCCGCACAGCCCUCCAUGUGCUCGCCAGAGGUAGCCUGACUGCCAUUAGGUACCGAGAUGAGAUCCUCAGACCCCUUGUGAGACCAUAUGCUGGUGCGGUUGGCCCUGGGUUCCUCCUAAUGCAAGACAAUGCUAGACCUCAUGUGGCUGGAGUUUGUCAGCAGUUCCUGCAAGAGGAAGGCAUUGAUGCUAUGGACUGGCCCGCCCGUUCCCCAGACCUGAAUCCAAUUCAGCACAUCUGGGACAUCAUGUCUCGCUCCAUCCACCAACGCCACGUUGCACCACAGACUGUCCAGGAGUUGGCGGAUGCUUUAGUCCAGGUCUGGGAGGAGAUCCCUCAGGAGACCAUCCGCCACCUCAUCAGGAGCAUGCCCAGGCGUUGUAGGGAGGUCAUACAGGCACGUGGAGGCCACACACACUACUGAGACUCAUUUUGACUUGUUUUAAGGACAUUACAUCAAAGUUGGAUCAGCCUGUAGUGUGGUUUUCCACUUUCAUUUUGAGGGUGACUCCAAAUCCAGACCUCCAUGGGUUGAUACAUUUGAUUUCCAUUGAUAAUUUAAGUGUGAUUUUGUUGUCAGCACAUUCAACUAUGUAAAGAAAAAAGUAUUUAAUAAGAUUAUUUCAUUCAUUCAGAUCUAGGAUGUGUUAUUUUAGUGUUCCCUUUAUUUUAUUGAGCAGUGUAUAUUUCAUUUCCUGCUUUCUCCUCAUUGGCUGAUGGCCGGCUUGGGAGAAAUGAAAUAAGCCCUUAAAUGGGAAUUGGAGACAAGAAGAACAACAGGCUUAUGAUCUUCUUUAGUUGUAUACUGAUGAGAUUAAAUUAGGGAUUUUUAUAUAUUGUAAGCGGCUUUGAUAAUAUUGUCAUUGUGGCACUGUAAGUGAGGGGUUUAGAAUUCCAAAGAGUAUUCUUCAUAACUCACCAGGUCAAAUGCGAUCUCUAUAGGAUCUACACUACAGUUAUGAUACUGUAUAUAUGUUGAAAAUGCUGCAUGCAUUGUAAGGGGACUAAACACCUCCCUCUGCAACUGGAUCCUUAUUACUUCCUGGCGGGCCGCCCCCAGGUGGUAAGGGUAGGUAACAACACAUCUGCCACACUGAUCCUCAACACGGGGGCCCCUCAGGGGUGCGUGCUCAGUCCCCUCCUGUACUCCCUGUUCACACAUGACUGCAUGGCCAGGCACGACUCCAACACCAUCAUUAAGUUUGCCGACGACACAACAGUGGUAGGCCUGAUCACGGACAACGAUGAGACAGCCUAUAGGGAGGAGGUCAGAGACCUGGCCGUGUGGUGCCAGGAUAACAAUCUCUCCCUCAACGUGACCAAGACAAAGGAGAUGAUUGUGGACUACAGGAAAAAAAGAGAGGACUGAGCACGCCCCCAUUCUCAUCGACGGGGCUGUAGUGGAACAGGUUGAGAGCUUCAAGUUCCUUGGUGUCCACAUCACCAACGAACUAUCAUGGUCCAAACACACCAAGACAGUCGUGAAGAGGUCAUGACAAAGCCUAUUCCACCUCAGGAGACUGAAAAGAUUUGGCAUGGGUCCUCAGAUCCUCAAAAUAUUCUACAGCUGCACCAUCAAGAGUAUCCUGACUGGUUGCAUCACCGCCUGGUAUGGCAACUGCUCGGCCUCCAACCGCAAGGCACUACAGAGGGUAGUGCGUACGGCCCAGUACAUCACUGGGGCCAAGCUUCCUGCCAUCCAGGACCUCUAUACCAGGCGGUGUCAGAGGAAGGACCUCAAAAUUGUCAAAGACUACAGCCACCCUAGUCAUAGACUGUUCUCUCUGCUACCGCACGGCAAGCGGUAACGGAGUGCCAAGUCUAGGUCCAAAAGACUUGUCAACAGCUUCUACCCCCAAGCCAUAAGACUCCUGAACAGCUAAUCAUGGCUACCCGGACUAUUUGCACUGCCCCCCCCCCACCCCAUCUUUUUACGCUGCUGCUACUCUGUUAAUUAUUUAUGCAUAGUCACUUUAACUCUACCCACAUGUAGAUAUUACUUCAACUACCUCAACUAGCCGGUACCCCGCACAUUGACUCUGCACCGGUACCCCCCUGUAUAUAUAGCCUCCCUACUGUUAUUUUAUUUUAGUUCUGGUCUUUUUUUCUCAACACUUUUUUGUUGUUGUUUUAUUUUACUUUUUUAUUAAAAAAUAAAUGCACUGUUGGUUAAGGGCUGUAAGUAAGCAUUUCACUGUAAUGUCUGCACCUGCACCUACCUGGCGCAUGUGGCCAAUGAAAUUUGAUUUGAUUUGAGUCUGGUUUUGUGGAAGAGGAGUAGGACAGCACUUCAACCAACAUGAGUUGAAUUGCAGCCAAAAGUCAUAGCUGGUAUUGUGGCCUAUAGGAUACAAACACAACAUUCUCUAAUAACUCAGGGAUGAAAUAGACUGACCUACUGACCAUGCCCUCUCCCUCCGUCCCCUGCGCUCGGGACAGUUUUUCCCGGUGCCUCUCCAGACCCUGUCCAAGAGUAUCGUCCAGUCCAGACUCAACAGCACCCUGGUGGGAGUCUUCACCAUCAUCCUGGUCUUUCUCUCUGCCUUCAUCAACAUUGUAAGUCCCUGAGCUUCCACUCCAAAUGGUUGCACAGAUCAUUUGAAGGGCAAAACCCUGACAGCAAAGCUUACAUGCUUAUGCAUUAAUGAGUGUUUGACAUCUGUGGGUUGUGUUCAUUAGGGCACACCGCAGCUAAACAUUUUUGCAAACAGAAAACAAAAACAAGUAUUUCUUAUUGGACAAGUUCAGAUGUUUCGUGCCUACUGAACACUGCCCAGUUCUCAUUCAUAAUCAUGUUAACCCCAUUUGACCUCUGCCCUCUGCGCCCUAGUUCACCUGCAGUACUGGAGACCUGAGGACUUGUCUGAGCUGGGAGCUGAACAUCAGUCGCAGCAGUGUCAACGCCUGCCAUGCACGCAGCCUCAACUACACCCUUGAAUCACUAGUCGGCUUCUGUGGCAGCCCCUCACCCAACUGCAACUUCCCUGAGGUGUGUGUGUGUUUGUGUGGUGUGCGUGCCCAGCUGGGCUUGAGCCAGAAGUGGCCAAUUAAUUUCACAAUGGCAUGCUAAAAGAUUUGCAAAUGUUUGACGUCUCUCUCACUCCCUCUCGGCCUCCCCCUUCUCUCUCCCUCCCUCUACCUCCUCUCCUCCCUGCACCCUCCCUCUCUCCCUCUCUCCCUCUCUCUCUCCCUCUGUAGUACUUCUCUUCCUGUGUGUUGUUGAGCCUGCUGGCCAGCUCAGUCUUCCUGCAGGUCAGCAGUAUAGGUAAACUCCUACUCAUGCUCUUCAUCGAGAUCUUCUACGUCCUCAUCAUGGAAGUGCCAGAGGUCAGCCUGUUCGACAACGUAGACCUGCUGGUCAUGGCCAACGCUAUGUGAGUAUUUUAGAAAAUCCAUUAACUUGCAGGUACAAAAAAAAAGUAAAGCCAUGAAAGAAAAUUGAUACCCUAACAUUGUUGAAUACUCCCGCAGAAGCCUUUGGGUAGAAACCUUGCACAAUAAAACUGCAGGAGCAUUCAACAGUGUGCCGGUAUCUACCUUUCUUUCACAACACUAGUGACAUAAGUUAAUGUGUUUCUGUGGGAUCAUGAGGCGACUUUACCACAACGGUACAGUGUUGUGUAGCGAUUUGUACUGGCUCAGGUUCUCACAGUUCAAAUUACAGGUUUUAUUGUCACGUGCACAAGUACAGUGAAAUGCCUUUCCCAACAAUGCAGUCAUCAAUACCAGUAGUACUAUAAAAUAAAGUAGAACAAAAACACACGAGAAAUAGAAAUAAGAACACGAUAAAAGUAAUGAAGCUAUAUACAGGGUCAGUUCCAAUACCAUAUUUACAAUGUGCAGGGAUACUGGAGUGGUAGGGGUAGGUAUGUAUAGGGGUAAGGUGACUAUGCAUCAGGAUAUAUGAUAAACAGAGUAGCAGCAGCAUAUAUGAUGAUUGUAUGUGAGUGUGUGUGCGUGCGUGUGUAGAGUCAAUAUGAAUGUGUGGGCGUGUUAUGUGUGUGUGAGUGUGUGUUGUGAGUGAGCAUAGAGUCAGUGCAAAAAUACAAAUAAAAAGGAUCUAUGCAGAUAGUCCGUAUAGCCAUUUUGUUAGCUAUUUAGCAGUCUUAUGGCUUGGGGAUAGAAGCUGUUCAGGAGCCUGUUGGUGUCAGACUUGGCGCUCCAGUACCGCUUGCCAUGCGGAAGCAGACAGAACCGUCUAUGGCUUGGGUGGCAGGAGUAUGUAACUGCAGGAUUGAAAAUGUUCAAUAGUAUUUUAUGCUAAUGCAUUCAGAGCAAACCAGGAACGUGUCAGAUUUCUCAUAUCUUAAUUUACUGAUGUACACCUAGCUUUAGAUAUGAUGGAAGAAAUGAGAAGAACUCUGGGUAGUGUAAAUUGCCCAGUAGAUACAUUUUAGACUGAGUUGAAAGGAAUGAAUGGGUGGACGAAUGACUUGCGCUAAACCAUGCCAGUUAUUUACAACAGGCAAGCAGCAGAUUUAAAUUCAAACCUCUCCUGAGUUUAGUGUUGCGUUUACUUAAUGUAAUGGAUGACUGUUGGUUAGUCCAGGGCCAGGUGCUGUCUACAGUUAUCCGUCUCUCAGAUGAAGUGGAGGUUUCGGUUGCCCUGCUUCUCCCUCUCCCUAAAAUGUGCUCUGUUUGUUUUCUCUUCACAGUGAGCACAUAAAUGGAACAAGGUGAGAUUUAUGUAGCUUAACACUACUAAACAAAUUGAAACACACAAAUUAUUUGAGAUCAAUUGUAUCCAUUAUACUAUAGCUUUAAUGCCUCUGAAUGCUCGGCUAUGAAAAGCCAACUGACAUUUACUCCUGAGGUACUGACCUGUUGCACCCUCUACAACCACUGUGAUUAUUAUUUGACCCUGCUGGUCAUCUAUGAACGUUUGAUCAUCUUGAAGAACAAUCUGGCCUUACAUGGCCAUGUACUCUUAUAAUCUCCACCGGGCACAGCCAGAAGAGGACUGGCCACCCCUCAGAACCUGGUUCCUCUCUAGGUUUCUUCCUAGGUUCCUGCCUUACUAGGGAGUUUUUCCUAGCCACCGUGCUUCUACAUCUGCAUUGCUUGCUGUUUGGGGUCUUAGGCUGUGUUUCUGUAUAGCACUUUGUGACAUCUGCAGAUAUAAAAAGGGCUUUAUAAAUACAUUUGAUUGAUUGAUUGAUCCUAUAGAUCUUCCUGGUACUUCAUAUGCCUUAGGUAGUUAGAUAACAUUGAUAAACAGUGUUGUGACCUUGUAUAUUGUUUAGUAAUGGUAUGUAGUAUCUAACGUUAUUAGAUAACAUAGAUUAAAGAGUGCUGUGGCCUCAGGCCUGUAAUUGAUCUCUGUAGUUGAUCUGUAGUUGAUCUUUGGUGUCUGUCCUCUCUGUCUAGCUGUGUGAUGGACUCUAAGGUCCCUCUGAAGAUCAUGACUCCCGUGGUCAUCACUGUCUUCGUCCUGGCCUUGUAUCUACACGCCCAGCAGGUGGAGUCCACAGCCAGACUCGACUUCCUCUGGAAACUACAGGUAGGUGUGUGUGUGUCUGUGUGUGUGUCUGGGCUAUCCAAGGUCAUUGAUACCUCUUUUCCCUGCCUCCCUCCUUCCUUCCUUCCCUCCCUCCCUCCCUCCUUCCCUCCAGGCCACAGAGGAGAAAGAGGAGAUGGAGGAGCUACAGGCCUACAACCGUCGCCUCCUCCACAACAUCCUCCCUAAAGAUGUGGCCGCCCACUUCCUGGCACGGGAGCGCCGGAACGACGAGCUCUACUACCAGUCCUGUGAGUGUGUGGCCGUCAUGUUCGCCUCCAUCUCCAACUUCUCUGAGUUCUACGUAGAGCUGGAGGCCAACAACGAGGGAGUGGAGUGUCUCAGGCUGCUCAAUGAGAUCAUCGCAGACUUUGAUGAGGUGAGAGGGGAGGGGGGAGGAGAGAGGUAUGAGGAGGGGUGAGGAGGAGGGAGGAGGAGGAGAGGUAUGAGGAGGGGGAGGAGGAGGGAGGAGGAGGAGAGGUAUGAGGAGGGGGGAGGAGGAGGGAGGAGGAGGAGAGGUAUGAGGAGGGGGGAGGAGGAGAGAGGUAUGAGGAGGGAGGAGGAGGAGGAGCAGUAUGAGGAGGGGGAGGAGGAGAGAGGUAUGAGGAGGGAGGAGGAGGAGGAGAGGUAUGAGGAGGGGGGAGGAGGAGGAGUGGUAUGAGGAGGAGGAGGAGAGGAGAGGUAUGAGGAGGGGGGAGGAGGAGGAGUGGUAUGAGGAGGAGGAGGAGAGGUAUGAGGAGAGGGGAGGAGGAGGAGGAGGAGAGGUAUGAGGAGGAGGGAGGAGGAGGAGAGUUAUGAGGAGGGGGACGAGCAGGAGAGGUAUGAGGAGGGGGGAGGAGGAGGAGAGGUAUGAGGAAGGGGAGGAGAGGUAUGAGGAGAGGGGAGGAGGAGGGAGGAGGAGGAGAGGUAUGAGGAGGGGGAGGAGGAGGGAGGAGGAGGAGAGGUAUGAGGAGGAGGAGGAGAGGUAUGAGGAGGGGGGAGGAGGAGGAGAGGUAUGAGGAGGGGGAGGAGGAGGAGAGGUAUGAGGAGGAGGAGGAGAGGUAUGAGGAGGGGGGAGGAGGAGGAGAGGUAUGAGGAGGGGGGAGGGGGGAGGAGGAGGAGAGAGGGGCCUUUCUCUUUGUGUGUGUGUGUGUGUGUGUGUGCGUGCAUCUCUUUUCUAUCAUAUUCCUCCUUAUAUAACUACCGUUAUGGGUACUAGUGACUAUUCUUGGACCCUGUUAUGUUGAAAGAGAGCUAACAAUGUCAAUGCUAUUAACCCAAGCAAACCAAGUAGUAAAUGUAUUUCUCUCACCACUCACUUCCCCAUUCUCCUCUUCUUCCCCCAGAUCAUCAGUGAGGACCAGUUCCGCCAGCUGGAGAAGAUAAAGACCAUCGGCAGUACCUACAUGGCUGCCUCUGGCCUCAACGACUCUACCUACGACAAGGAAGGCCGCUCACACAUCAGAGCCCUGGCAGACUAUGCCAUGAGACUCAUGGAUCAGAUGAAGUACAUCAACGAACACUCCUUCAAUAACUUCAAGAUGAAGAUCGGUAAGGCUGCCUAUGGGAAAGAUAAUUUUGUUGCCUUGUUGUUUAUUUUGACGUGACAAUUGGUUAUUCAUGAGUAUAAUGGUAUGCUUAAGCGAUAGUGCCUCACAAAAUGUAUAAUGAGUAAUGGUAAAAAUGUGACCUAACCUGUAAAAAACUCUGCUGGCCCAUAACCCUGAAAACCCCCCAAAAUGAUAUUGAACAUACUGUGUAUAUUGUUAAAAACAUCCUGAACCAUAUCCCUGUCCACCUGCUGCAGGUCUGAACAUGGGUCCAGUGGUGGCUGGGGUGAUCGGGGCCAGGAAGCCCCAGUAUGAUAUCUGGGGGAAUACAGUCAAUGUUGCCAGCCGCAUGGACAGCACUGGCGUACCUGACAGGAUCCAGGUAACUCACAGACACAGCACGGUAGAAACUGAUAACACACCUAGGAUUUGUUCUGUGACCUUUUUCUGACUAUGAUGAAGACCUAAGGCUCGAACAUUUUUGAUAAAGCACAUGGGAGCAUAGCUUGCAGUGUGCGGUCUUUUUAAAAAUAUAUAUAUUUUGAAUAUUAUCAUGUGGUAGUGUGAAAGUGGAGGCAGUGUGCCUAUGAUCAAGAUAUGUGGACACUGCUAUCUUCUCAGUGUCACUUUAUGACUAAAACGUCUUACUUUCUACCCUUUAUUCCCUUCCUCCACCUCUCUCUUUUCUCUUUCUCCCGCCAGGUGACCUCUGACCUGUACAAUGUGCUGAACUCCUAUAACUACACACUAGAGUGCCGAGGCCUGGUCAAGGUGAAGGGUAAAGGAGAGAUGCAAACCUACUUCCUCACUGGAGGACCUCCCAGCAGUUAACACCCAGGGUGUGUCUGAAAUGGCACACUAUUCCAUGUAUAGUGCACUACUUUUGACCAGUAGUGCACUACAUAGGGAAUAGGGUGCCAUUUCAGACGCGGCCUAUUCAGAAGCAGCCCCAGUAACAGACUGACACUGGCGCAGGAGAAGUAGAAGGCUCAGGGGAAAGGGCUGUUGGACUAAAGGGGGCUGACCCCCAAGCCUUUGACAGGCAGGCUCAUAGACCUGUGUUAGCUUGGGGAACUUUCUGCCCCCCACCCAUAAUCCUUUUCCUACAUUUAGCCCCUCCCUACCUGCACAGGUCAGCCUCCGAUUGGCCCAGAGUGAAGGAGACCCCACCCAGCCUCCUCUCGGAUUGGGGGAAAGAGACAGAGGGAGGGGCUUAGAGGGCCUGGGUUCGCUGAAGAGACCAAAGAAGUCCCAUCAGACUGCAGCAGACAGAGACACAUUAUGA
Molecule: messenger RNA, 47315 nt
Organism: Coregonus sp. 'balchen'
Lineage: Eukaryota; Metazoa; Chordata; Actinopteri; Salmoniformes; Salmonidae
Source: the annotation of a GenBank genome assembly